Messenger RNA from Podarcis lilfordi (Lilford's wall lizard), 68075 nucleotides. Lineage: Eukaryota; Metazoa; Chordata; Lepidosauria; Squamata; Lacertidae. The record is from the annotation of a GenBank genome assembly.
GGGCGGGGUGGAGCCAGACGCUCGGGGGAGAGAAGCUGCCGCCUCCGCUUUUCCACAAGGAGCGCCUUUCACUGCCCGAGCAAGGCGCCCUCCUCCCUGCCGCCGCCGCCGCCGCUGAAAGGAUAGACAAACGCUGCGCGGGGAAGGAGGGGAAGACGAGGGAGAAGGCGAAAGAGGCGCGAAGCGGCAUCUUCAGGCAAAGCGGCCCAUUCCCGGCGCAGGAUGCUGCGUUUGCCGGACGCCGCUCUCGCGGCUCCCAGGGGCGCUCGGAUGCCCGCCGCCGUUGGGCUCACUUUGUGCCUCCUCUGGGCAACUUCGUGGGCCGAAGCUGCUGGGUAGGAACUGGAAGUGGGUGGGGAGAUGGACGGGGUGGGUGGGAAAGGCUUGCAGGAAUAAGGGAAACGGUUAGUGCCCGCUCGCCUCCUUCUGCCCUGUUCUGCACAGAAGGCCAGAUUUUGCACUCAUGGGGAUUUCAGAACCGGGAGCCGAGGCAAAUCUUGCAAGAGUGCCGAGUGUCAGACUGCAGAUCACCCACAGCCCAGUUGCACACUCAGUAGUUGUUGGUUUUUUUUGGGGGGGGGGUCCAAACCCCGUACUUUGCCCGCAGCUCCUCAGUUCAUAAUUGCGGGGGCAAUUCUUAUGCGGUCCUUUGGGGCUUACUCCCAGGUAAGCUAGUAUACGAUUCUAGCCUGUCACUACAAGAGCAGAAGAUCACUUUGCCUGAAUGCACUUUCUAUGAAAACUGAAAGGAUGUAUGUAUGUGGAGUCAGAGGUCUGAAAAAGAAGAUGAUUAGGGGGUUAUUACACUAUUUUACCAGUGGGUGGGCAAAGUGUCGCACCCUGUUCCUUUCUUAUAUUACCAUACGUGUUUCUCCUCUGAUACUUGUGAGGCUUCCGGAGCUUUAUUUAGCAGUAAUUUUCCACCGGUUAGGACUUGUAUUCUCUCCCCCCUUGCAACUUGGCUGAAUCCACAUAUGAAUCAUGCCAGAGAUUAUUUAGGAAAUUGGCACAUACAGAGUCAGACCAUUGGCCCACCUAGUGCAGUAUAGUCCAUACUGACUGGCAGAGGAUCUACAGAGUUUCAGAUGGGACACACUACCUGGAGAAGUCAAAGAUUGAAUCAGGAACCAUCUACAUGCAAAGGAGCAGCUUUGCCACUGAGUUGCCGCCUUGAUGUUGGGUGUAGUGAAAGGAGUAUCAGGCCAUGAGUGUAAAUCUGUUUUGUCCCUUCUUUUAGGCCCACGUACCUGUUGGCAGCUCUUAAGAGCAUCAGGCCUGGAGCAAAUUUGACUAUUGGAAUAGCUAUGCUGAAAAAGAGCCCACAAAAGGUUACAGUAAAAGCCGAAGUGGUCUAUGCAAAUAACACUGUACUACGUGGGGAAGCUGUCUUUAAAAGAGGUGAGAUAACUUUACUGGCCUAAAAAUAAUGAUGCAUAUUCUGUCUGUAGUACUUUUUGAUUGCAAGAAAGCCCUGAGGGUGGCUAUACAGAAGUAAACACUGUUAAACGGGGUUUGCUUCCCAGGAAGUGGGUUUAGAAUUAUAGCCUUAAUGAGGGAAUUUAAGACUAUCAUUGGUGAGCUGAAUUCGGAACAGAUAUAUUAUCUGCUUUAUGCAGAAGUUCCGCAGGGGGGAAAUAAGUAUGAUGAGCUACAUAGAUUUAAAUGUGAGAUUAUUUGCUGAACUGUGGUUUAAAUGUACUGUAUAACCAUUCAUGUGCUAUGUUUACUUCACCUUUUACUGUGGUUGCCAUUUCCCCCCUGAAUCUGCCCCUCUGCCACCUCAUUUUUAAAAUGUAAUCCUGAGUGAGAUCGUUUUUACACUGUUUCUGCUUUGGAGAGACCUAUCAACUCAUGAAAAGAGUUUUGUUUUAGUUUGUACUGUUUUACUGUUAAGAGAAAGAGCAGGUAGGAGCUCUUCCAAUUCUGGAAAGGAAGCUGAAAAUAGAGUUGAGGAGCUUGGUCAUAAAUGAUUCAGAAUUCACCUUUCUGAUGUGGUAGGGAGACUUCACUUUUGUUGGAUCUACUUUGGUUUUCCCCCCUAGAAUCUCAGGAUUAUAUAGACUAUCAGUCAGAGCCAGCUGCAAAAUUCACAUGAUUAUAAUGGAAGAACAAGAUGCCUCUGAGCAUAUUCUGAGCCUCAAAAAUAGUUUUUAGUACCAGAACUGAACUGAGUUUGCAGUCUGCACACACAUGCUCUAUGUGUAUUCUGAGGUAGGAGCCCAGGAAUGGUUGCUAUGUUUUUCAGGAGCAUUUUUAAGGGCCCUGCAGGUCACUGCAUUAACAUCACAAAACAUCCAAAUGCUGACAUAGCAUGCCUAUUGCACUGUUCUUUUCCAAGUUUCUUUCAGUAGCAUGAUGUAUAUUUAUCACAUUUUGUUUUGUCAUUGCUUCAGAAAGCUCAGGUUAUCCCAUUUUUAUAUUCACAAUUUUUGAAGGACACCUUUAAGGUUUUAAAAAACCCUCUCUCAAAACAACUUACAAAAAAGUGCAAUAUGAUACAGCUAUGUAAAUAAAAUCAGUAAGAAUAAAAAGUAAUAAUGCAAUAACGUAUCAGCCCCUAAAAUGCUAAAAUAAAGUACCUGACUACAACCAAAUCAGUUAAUAGAAUAAAGUAGCUCUGGAAAACUCAUUUGAAAGCUCGUGAACCUUUAGGGCUUUCAUGAACAUCUGAAGGGAUGGAACUUGUUACGAGUGAAUGUGGCAAUGUGCCCCAGAGAUGUUGGGCCAUUGUAGAAAAGGCUCUCCCCCUGAAAAAAGCCAGUUCUGAAAGAAAAUUACUAUCCUGAUAACAAUCUUGAGGGAUAGUGACUGACCAAAGGAAACUAGUGAACUAAGCAAGGAUUUCAAUCCCAUAGACAGGAUUCAGUUAUUGAGCAUUACCAGUAGAAGCUCAUGCAAAGACUUUCAUUAGUGUAACAGGCCUUUCUCCCCUCUCCCACCACAUGUGUCCUCUGCUCCUCCAAUUGGCUCAUGGGGGUGGUGUUAGGAGAACCUUUUCCCCAGGUCUCUCAAGUCAAAGUCUGGCACUGUGUCAACAACACUUCAGUGUCUGUCUUCCUCAUAUUUUUAUUUAUUUAUUUCAUUUCCAAACCGCCUUUCAUCUGAAGAUCACACAGCGGUUUACAAAAUAAAAACACAUGCAAUAUAUAAAAACACAUACAGUGGUACCUUGGUUUAAGAACAGCUUAGUUUAUGAACAAUUUGGAUUAAGAACGCUGCAACCCAGAAGUACCGUAGGUGUUUUGGUUUGUGAACUUUGCCUUGGAACAAGAACAUGUUUCGCUUCCUAUUGAGUGUGUUCCAUUUUUAAAUUGAGUCCCCUGCUGCUAUGGGAAAGCAAGCCUUGGUUUAAGAACAGACUUCCAGAAUGGAUUAAGUUCGUAAACCAAGGUACCACUGUAUAUAGACUGGAGUGGGAUAGCUGUGCUGCUGUUUCCCUUAAAAAGUGCACAUUGGUGUGUUGUAGAGCAUGAAAGAAUGUCUUGUAAGCAAGAAAGGGUGAGUCUUACAGGCUAUUUUUUCCUCAAUAAAUCCUGAACAAAAUUGCACUUACAGUGCAAUUCUAUGCAUGCUUACUGAGAAGGACACUAGGUUAUGUCCAGUGGGCAUUACUACCCAUGGUUAGAGACAUAAGCCGAUGCUGGAGAGUGUAAAUGCAAGAAGCAGCAUAAAGCUAACAAAGUGGUGGGCAUUUCUGAAAGGGAAAGUGAAUGUCCACUUUUGUGUUGUUUAAGACUAGAUAAUGGCAUAGCAGAAGAGCACUAAGCCUCAAAAGCACUGAAAAAUGUGUGUGUGUGAAUGUGUGAAUGUAUUGCUAGUUGCAAUGUAAAAUCAAUGUCUGUGCCACUCAUACUGUCACUUAGCAUUCUGCAAUUAUGUGUUUUGCUGGGGAAGGUAUGACAUUUUGCAGAUACACAGUAUUGUCAUCUUGGUGUGGUGAAAUGUGAUGAAAGAACAACUCUUGAGGAAAGGCAUGGGGGCUGUGGACAACAAAUGAAUAACUAUUUUGUGCAUUCCUAAUAAACCAAUACCAACCAUGCAGAAAGGCCCUUAUUAGUAGCAGCAUUCUCUACACAGCCACAUUUGGCCACAGGAGGCAACUGCAUACCAUUUGGGACUUUCUCCUGGGAAAUAUCCUAUAUAUUUGGAUAUCAAGUUGGCUUUAUAGCAGAGCUGUGUUUUUAAAGUAGAUAUAAAGCAGAUCUUGUGCAUGCUAAUUUCCUAGCUUUAUUGGGCAGUGAAGAGCUGUAGCUCAGUGAUCUGUUUUGCAGGCAGAAGUUCUUACAUUCAAUCCCCAGUACCUCCAAGGAGAGCCACUGCCAGUCAGUUUAGAAAAAACUGACCUACCGGUAGAUGGACCAGUGGCCUGACUCUGUAUAAGUCAGCUUCCUCUGUACUGUAAAAAAAAAUAAGGAUUAAUUCACAUGUUUACUUGUGACCCUCUUUGCCUAGUAGACACCUGCAUUUAACAUGUGAGACAGAUGUUUCAGAGGCCAUGUAUAAAUCCUAUUGUGCAAUAUUCUCUCUUCUCACCCUUUCUUGAGUGGGUAGAGUCAUGUCAUUGGGUCUUGGUGGAGCACCAUUCUCACACUUUCUCUUAGGUGAAUGUGGAAAUGUGGCACUGAGUCACUUGCUCUUCUAUGAAAAAAAGAUAAUUAAACAGGUCAGUGGAUGAAUCCGCCCAUAUAUUCAAUAUGAUCUCAGAACUAGUAAAGACAUACUGACUAGAUUUCAGUUGUUUUUAUUAGCUUCUUUGUUUUCAGCAACAAGGGAGCUACCGUAUUUUUUGCUCUAUAAGACUCACUUUUUUCCUCCUAAAAAGUAAGGGGAAAUGUGUGUGCGUCUUAUGGAGCAAAUGCAGGCUGCGCAGUUAUCCCAGAAGCCAGAACAGCAAGAGGGAUUGCUGCAGCGAUCCCUCUUGCUGUUCUGGCUUCUGAGAUUCAGAAUAUUUUUUCUCUUGUUUUCCUCCUCCCAAAACUAGGUGCGUCUUGUGGUCUGGUGCGUCAACAACAGGGUUGUUGUGGGGAUUAAAUGAGGGAGAGAACCAUGCAUACCACAUUGAACUCUUUAGAGAAGUAGGUGGGAUAUAAGUGCAAUAAACAAGUAAAUAAAUUAUGACAUGUUCACUUUAGAAGUGAACUAUUUAAAUAAUUUUGAACUGAGGCCUUCUCAUCCUGAAUGGCAAGUCAAGUUUUUAUUUUUUUGUAAACCUCUGAGAGGUUUUCUUACAAUGAUUUUUUUCUUUAGUUUUCCUGGUCACCUCCCUCAAACAGCUUCAAUUUCCCUGGUUCUUUUAAAAUCACCUUCUGGUAGAAUAUGGUUUGGCUUGUAGGUGUAGGGUGAGAAAACCACAAGGACAGAAACCAUUACUACUAAGCCUUUCUUCUCUAGAAAAGAGAUUGAAUUGUGUUCUUCCUCCAUAUCAGACUCUGUGGUAUCUCUCCAACAAGCGUUUGGAUCUUCAGCUAAACUUUUGAUUUUAGCUCAUCUAAAAAGCAACUAACCUCAUCAUAGACAAACCAAAAGUAUGCACGAUACUUACCGGUCAGCUUUGUUGUUCAACAUUGGCACAGAGCCUUAUUCCCUUCUUAGCAGAACUCCUUUAGUAAUAUGCCCCCAUGCUAUCAGCUCCUAGGCUAGAUCUUCAGCUCCCCUUAAGAUGCAACCUCUGCUGCGAUUCCUAGCACUCUUCAGACUUAUGAAGCCUCUUCCUAAGUCCUUAAUCAUUCUACUCCAGCUGACAACAGGUUCUCUCCUUGACCAGUAUCAAACCAGGAUUUUUAUUUGCACCAGGCUUUUUAUUAAUAAUCAUUUGGGUGAUUUUUGAUCCCCUUAUUGGUCUAUAAUUAUGAGCCAAUAAGAUGAGGUAGAAUGCCCAUUAACUGACCAAUUACAACUGACCACCCUUUUGAUGCAUUUGAUUCUGAAUAUAAAGUCAGCAGCCUCCUCAAACAUAGCCAUCUUCUUGUUGCUAAUAGACUACAAUGACAGUCUGCUGCCUGCUAGUCUGUCUUUGGUAGUCGCUUUGUUUACGGUUAACCCUUACCUUGUUUGAAAUGAUAUAGCAUUCUUAUCAUAAACUUUACCACAUAAACAACAUGAUUACAGGCCCAAAGUUACCUACUGAGUUUCAUGACAUAGUGGAUAUUUGGACUCAGGUGUCUCUGGCUCACAUGGAACACUUUUGCUAGCAUGUACCACUCUGGUUCUGUUUUAGCAAUCUUCUCAGCAGCACGUAUCUAAGAUUUUUGACUCUUUGAUGACAUCUCUUUUUUCUUGGUAGCUAAUUCUGACAUUAGUGUGUUAAUCUGAAAAACCACCACCAUCAUCUUUUAAAUGCAUUGCAAACACAAUGCUAUGUGCAUGCCUCAUCCUUAAAUAAAUCACAUUAAUAUGUAUACCUGAUUUUAAAUAUAUGCAGAAGUCAAGAGCUAUUACCAGUAAUGAACACCUUAAGACUUAAUUUUGAACAUUCAGUCUUUACAUUGGUAAUGAAAGUUUUUGCAGAUACAUAAAUUGCUCAUCAUGCUUUCAAAUCUAAUAUUACAUCUGAAAUGCUGACAUAAAAGAUCUUACCUUUACAGAAUACAUACUACGGUAUGUGAAAUGAUGAGCGCUUCCUGUGUGUGCAUCAGAUGUUGUUUUACCAGAAUCUGUAGUUUAUACUAAUAAUGUAAAGUCUAAAUUGACAUGUAACGGUAACAGCUGCUGGGCAUUUGGAGCUACCUUGCUUCUUUAUUUUCAGUGUUUUUCUUUUAUUUUUAUAAAAAGGUUGACAUAUUUUGCUUUGAAAUUCAAGACAGUGUUUGGUUUAUGCUUUGUAAAAGCUCCAGGCUCUGGGCAUUUUAUUAUCAAUGAUAAGGAAUACAUGUUUGGGGCUUCUGUUUAACUGAAUCAAUUACUAGGUCUCAAGGAUCAUAAAGGAAAGACUUUGGUAGUGUUCUCUCAUAGUGAGGCCAACAGAAUGCAAGCCUAUGCUGGUGUGGCCUGCUUGUGCAGUUUAUGAGAACAGUUCUCAUGACAGAGGUUGGCAGCCUUACAUUAUUGGUGGCUGCUUUGUAAUAGAGAUUCAAAAUGAAAAAGCCAAGGAUGCUACAGGUUGGCAAGAUUAUACUUGGCAGAAGUUAAAAAAACCUUGCAAUGGUUCAUAUCUUUUUCAUCUGAUGAAUAAGAAAGUAGGAUUUAACAAAAAUCUCAUUCAUAUAAGAUGCAUUUUAGGUGUGCACCAAGAAAUGUAAAGUAUUACAGUGGUACCUUGGGUUACAUAUGCUUCAGGUUACAGACGCUUCAGGUUACAGACUCUGCUAACCCAGAAAUAGUGUUUCAGGUUAAGAACUUUGCUUCAGGAUGAGAACAGAAAUCGUUCUCCGGCAGUGCGGCAGCAGCAGGAGGCCCCAUUAGCUAAAGUGGUGCUUCAGGUUAAGAACAGUUUCAGGUUAAGUACGGACCUCUGGAACGAAUUAAGUACUUAACCUGAGGUACCGCUGUAUUGCAACGAAGAAGCACUUAGAAAUCCUGCAAGUAUGCUUGGAGCCAAAGACAAUCCCAGCUAUGUGUUGAGUACCGUACACUCACUGGCAACCCUGGGGCUGUUGCUGUGUAAUGUAUGAAAUAGUCUAGAUGUAUCCUCUUUAAUUCAGUCCUAAGGGGUGAAACUGGCACUUGGCUAUAUAUAUUGUUGAUGGCUCAAUUCGUUUUUAUUUUGGAACAUUUUCACCUCUUGCCUCUUAAAUCUCAACGUUGUGCAUUCAUUGCCAAAUAACAAGAAUAUAAUUAUACAAUAGUACCCAGAGGUAGGAGAAACUUAUAAUUUGUGAUCUUAAAAAGGGCAAGGCAGUUUUGUUUAGCAGCCAUGAAGAGUUGCUGUUGCAAAUAUAUUGGCAUAAAAAAAGUUAUGCAAGAGAUUCUCUAAAUUUUAAAAGUUUUUCUAAAGUGAUAGUAAAGUGUUAAGGUGCUGACUUGCAUCCGUCUUCAAAGACUCAGAAGUGAUAUAAUUGCUGCUUAAUUGAGUGUAGGGAGAAAUCUUGAUUCUGAGAGUAAGGGAGUUGGGGGAAAAAGAAAUCCCAGCCAAAAGUUACUAAACAGAUAGAGACUAUGCAAAUAGCUUUCAAGCUCAGACAAGCUGUGAUCAUAUAUAAACACUGGAAAAAUGUCCAUGCCAGCAACUGAGUCCUGCUUGCUUAACAAUAUAAAGGAGCCAAUUUUAUAUGCCAAGCUAGAAAACACUGAUGAAUGCUAAGUUGUUAAAUAGCAGCACAGCAAGGACAGGGUUUGAUAGUCUAUGAAUCUUAUAUUAUAACAUAAACAUGCCAUUAAGUUUCACUUAAAGCUCUGUUUUGCCAAGUGACUCAUCAGAUAUUGCUAGUUUCCAGGGUUAGUCCUGGAAAAGUUGAAGCAUAAUUCUGAGCUAACACAUCUCCAGAAAUACUUUCAUGCAGUGGAUGAAUGUAAACCUUUGCAUUCCAUUUUCCUUGUUGAUCAAAAGAAAAACCAAUAGUACAAAACAAUAGCAGAGGAUUAAUCUUCCCAACACUUAAGAUAGAAUAGGGUAAAAUCUAAUAGUGUUACUGAAUAUGCUUAGUUUCCUGAUAAUGUAAGCACCAUUUCUCCUGAAGAAAUAUAGGAGUGAUAUUUUUGUGUGGCAGCCCAAAUACUGCUUACGAAUUCAGUAACACCCUACCUUGACCCACUGUCAUGACUCUCUGUACUUUGUUUGCACAAUGUACCAUUUUGCUAACAGUCUGGAAUGGGGGAACAAUUUUAUUCCACUUUUCCCAGAGCAGUGAAAAGGCUUUGAUUGUAAAAAAUUCUAGUUUUAAUAAACUCAGAAUAAAAUACAUUUUAAAAGUCUGUUAUUAUUCAUAUGGAUCUGGGGUUUUUUUUGUUUUAUAUACUUGUAGUUUUAAUGGUUGCAAGCUGCUUUGGAUGGGCUUUGCUUGAAAAAGCAGCAUAUAAAUUUUUUUUAAACAAAUAAAUAACAAAAAAGGGUUGUGCUAAUGCCUCCAUAUGCAUUAUUACUAUUAUUAGUCCUGCCCUUCACCAUCAGUUCAUAGGGCAAUUUAAAAUUCAGUUUUAAAACAGUUAAAACAAAUUGCAAUCACAUGAAUAGGGUGGGUCCUGGAAUACACAAUUCUGGUGUCAAAGGCCAGUCAUGGAAGUUGAAAAAGAUUGUUUAAAUAAAGUGUGUGUGUGUGUGUGUAUUUCAUCAGCCAACUAUUAGCAAAGUUUCUGGGGAAAAUAAACAUUUUCUUAAUUAAGCAUGUCUUCGGGUCAUUUUGGAUGAAAUUUUGAUUAUGUUCGGUAAGAUUUCAUUGUUAUUAAGUAGAAAAAUGAGGACAUGGGAAAACUCACUUGGGAACAAUAUUAUUUUUCACUUGAUGAUCAAGAUUACCCAUUAAAGCUUAAAAAACAAAGCCUCAAAAUUGGCCUGCUUGACAAGUUCUUAAGCUCUUAGCUUCUUACGAUGUUGCUUUAAAAAAAAUCUAAGACCUACCGGUAACUGCUUAUCUUUUUGCAUGAUGAUGUUAGGAUUUUUUACUUGAAUUUUAAUUUUGAUAGAUUAUGACGCAGUUUGUUCUACAGUGUUUAAAGAAUCAAGUUGAGGACAGAUUUAUGUGAAGGCCUGGGACUAAACAAAACUGGAGACUCUUAUUCCAGACUUGUGUUUAACUAUGUGUGAAGAUUAAGAACAUUUUGGCAUGGAUAUUGAUACUGAUCUGGGGAUCAUUUUUUUGUUUAGCAGGAGCCUGUAUCCCUGUUCUUGCAUGUAGAACAGCAAAUUGUUCUUAUUGCCACUCACCUGUUUGGGUAUGAGAUACUGUUUUGCUCCUACACAGCAGCCUUUUGCAUGUGUGAGACAGAUAGAGAAGGCUUAUUUUCCCCCUUGUAGAACCUGAAUGAUAGAAAAUAACUAGAGAUAAGCACAACAUUUGACAGAAUAAAUAUAACAAACCACUUUUGAAAUAUAAAAAGUUGACAUUAAAAUGCAUUGAUGGUGUAUGUGGGAGUUGCCAUUCAACUUUAAGAACACAGGUUUUUGUUGGCAGGUCCAACAUGUUUUAUGGCUUUCCUAGUGAGCGUGGUCAAUACAGAAUUGGCUUUUCUUUAGUUAGGUUUUGUCCCCUUUAGGGAGAGGGGCUAGUGCACUGAUAGUUUCCCAUAUUUUUGCUUCUCUUUUCUUUCUGUUAUUGCAUUAUUUCUCUAUGGUAGGGGAAGAAAAAAGCAAUUGCCUACCAGCACUGAGAACAAAAGCUGACUAAUAAGGAAAUUUAAGGGCAGCACUAAAAUGGGCUGAACAGGAAGCUUUUAGUUAGCAUUGGAAAUGACUUUUAACAGAUCUUAGAAAGAAUCUCCUGGUGGAACCACUUCAGGCACUAGCCCAGGGGUCAGCAACCUAAGGCCCAUGGGUCACACGUGGCCCACGAGGGUCGUUUAACUGGCUCACGAGCCACCCCCGAACUGAGCCACCCACUCGGCAAGUCCCCACGCGCUGUGCUAAACCAGCAUGGCGCGGCGACUCGCUUCCGCGGUGCCGGAAAUCGCAUCUGUGCAUUCACAGACACCGAAAAUCGUGUGUGCAUGCGUUCGUGUGAUCCAGCCUAUGGAGGGAUCUCUGCUGGAGUGAACUGGCCCAGGCAAGGUAAACCUUGCCCACCCCUGCACUAUCCCUUGAAUGCUUUGCUCUCUUGGCCAUGAGGGAGGACCCCAUCACCAGGUAGUCAGAGGAAGGGGGGGCAUUGAUGAGGAGAGGUGGAUGGUAUCAAAGGCUAAUGAGAGAUCCAGUAGAACUAGGAAACAGCUUUCAGCUUUGUCCCUAGCCUGCUGGAGAUCAUCGACCAGCGUGACCAUCUGGACCGUCUAGAGGUAAAAGCUGGGGCCCCUGUUAUACAGUGGUUGCUCCUGUGCCGUGUCCAGAAAGAGGUGCUGGGGGAUGUGUGUUCAGACCCCAUGGCUCUCACUUGUCCUGAAUGGGGCAAUUGUGCCCCUGAAGGACCAGGUGCACAGCCUGGGAGUCAUUUUGAACUCACAGCUGUCCAUGGAGUUGCAGGUCAAGUCUGUGUCCAGGGCAGCUGUCUGCCAACUCUCAUCUGGUACGUAGGCUGAGACCCUACCUGCCCACAGACUGUCUCGCCAAAGUGGUGCAUGCUCUGGUUAUCUACCACUUGGACUACUGCAAUAUGCUACCUUUGAAGGUGACUCAGAAACUACAACUAAUCCAGAAUGCGGCAGCUAAACUGGUGACUGGGAGUGGCCACCGAGACCAUAUGACAACAGUCCUGAAAUACCUACAUUGACUCCCAGUGCGUUUUCAAGCACAAUUCAAAGUGUUGGUGCUGACCUUUACCAGCCCUAAACGGCCUCGGCCCAGUAUACCUGAAGGAGCGUCUCCACCUGCACCACUCAGCCCAGACACUGAGGGCCAGUUCUGAGGGCUUUCUGGUGGUUCCCUCACUGUGAGAAAUGAGGUCACAGGGAAGCAGGCAGAGGGCCUUCUCAGUAGUGGCAUCCACCCUGUGGAACACCCUCCCAUCAGAUGUCAAGGAAAUAAACAACUACAGUGGUGCCUCGCAAGAUGAAAUUAAUUCGUUCUGCGAGUUUUUUCGUCUUGCAAAUUUUUCGUCUUGCGAAGCAUGGUUUUAAUGGUAUUAGCGGUUUUAAGAAAAAAGAAACAAACUCGCAGGACGUUUUCGUCUUGCGAAGCAAGCCCAUAGGGAAAUUCGUCUUGCGAAGCAACUCAAAAAACGAAAAACUCCUUUGUCUUGCGAGUUUUUCAUCUUGCGAGGCACCACUGUAUCUGACUUUUAGAAGACAUCUGUAUCGGGAAAUUUUUAGUGUCUAAUGUUUUACAAUUUUAAUGUGCUGUAAGCUGCCCAGAGUGGCUGGGGAAACCCAGCCAGAUGGACGGGGUAGAAAUAAUAAAAAAGAUGAGGAUGAGGAUGAGACUUUUCACUGAAAUACUGAUGAUUUUUCAUUAGGAUUUUUUAAAAUAAAAAAUGGCAGGUUGUGGAAAUUUGGAGAACUGAGUUUAAGACUGGAAAAAUGAGAACAGAAAUUGAUAGAUUUGCAGAGGACAGGUGUACAUUCAUGUACCUUUGUAACGAGAUGUUUGUUUAGUGUUUCUGUUUUGGUUUUAACAUAUUUUAAAAGUAAAAUCGUAACUCUGGGCAGUUUUGGCAACUGUCACCACAGGAAUUAGAACAUUGGGAAAGUGUCAGUUGGGGCAGUUAGUUGAGAGAAAGAAGGAGAUGGGCUAGUAAGGAAGAAGAGUGUCUUUGCAAAAUUCGCCUGAUGAGGGGAGACUAUAAUCACGUUCUGUGGUGGAUAGAUGCGAAAGGAAACAGUGAUGUGGGAGCCAAAUGGUGCAAGGGGAUUCAGCAGCCCACAGAGCCAAGGAGCAGCUUGAGAUUGUCUACUCGCAGGGACACCCAGGCAACCCAAUGGCACCAUAAGAGACUCAACGGUGGUUAAGGGCUGUAGUGUUUGUUCAUUUUGCCAGAAAGGAUACCGCCUUGUAUUCUGUGCUGGAAAAAAGGCAUUCCUUUCCUCAUUUGUAAUAAAUGUUUUAACAAAGGUGGAUUUUCCAGGUUUCCCAACUCACUUCCCAGAGUGUGUACCUGGGGGGAAAGGCUUUCCGUCACUGGUGGGAGCUUAAAGGCAAACUGCUGUUGCAGGCAGGUCCCAAAACAGCAACAAGAGCCCUCAGUAUUGCCUCCGGAUAUGAAGAACUCUUUGUGGAGCCGUAUGUUUUAAUUUAGGGGCUGAACCAAACAUUUUGAUUCCCUUGGCAACAGUAAGCCGCAAUUCAGUAGAACAAAACCAACAUAAACAACAUUAGAACAGUUUGUAGGUCAUAAUUUAACUGUGCAAUAUUUCAGCCCUUAUGAUUUAUUUGAAAUUACAGGCAGAUGUAAUAAUUAAAGAUUGAUACUGCCAAAGAUAUGAUCUAAUCUUACCUGACACAGGAAAGGACAAUCCCACCCGGCUUUUAAUCACUGAUUAGUUUAAUUAUGUGCACUCCACUGAUAAUCCACAAACCUUUUUGAUGUUUGCAAUCUUUUUUGCAAUAUUAAUUGCAAAUAUCAAAUGGAGGCUUCAAAUACAAAUACAGUGAUGGUGGGUGCUUCCAGACAUGGGCAGUUUAGCAGCAGCCAGUCAUUGAUGUUCUACUUUAAACUAGAAAUGGAAGGCAACACUGCUUCCAGAAGUCUAACAUGCAAUAAGAAAGUUUGCAUUCCCUGUUUCUCCAUCCACAUGUUGUAAAGAAGCAAUUUUCAUUGGGAUUGUUGGAAUAAAAGGUUUCCUUCCUCACUGCCAAAUCAAGAUUCUGCAACUUAGGGCGGGAGCCGGAGGAGGAAAUGGAUAUAAAGGUAACGUUACUUGAAAAGGGUAGGGUUAAAGUAAUAGAAUUGAUUCCUAGAGAGAAGAGAACAGCCAACAGAGAAGGAAAUGGCUGAAUGGUCUCUCCAAAUGACUGUGAUAGGCCAUUGACAACCGAGGAAAUUGUGCAGCAAUUAUGAAAGUUCAGUUCUGCUGAUGUGGCUCACUAUCCACAUAUAAACAUUUUUCAGUUUUCAGACUUUUUCUUUUGCAUUUUCUUUUAUAUUGCUAAGGAUAGAAAAGGGAUAAGUAGGCCGUUCAUUUUAAAAUGUGUGUUUUUCAGACAGGGCUUUGGAAUGUGAUUUUUUUUUUUUACCAGCCUGUUUUCACUGAUACGUUAUUGAUGUUUUUCCUGCUAUUAUUGAAGUAAUGUGUGUUUAUAUUGUACACCACCUUGUUACAUAUACUUUUAAUGAAAGUGCACUUUAUAAAUAUAUAAACAAAACAAUUAAAAUAAAUAGAUAAAGAAUGUCAGUCCAUGAGUGGUUUGUGGGUGAUGGCCUCACGGUAAAUAUGGGGUAGGUUUAUUGAGAGGGCAGAAAGAAUGGAACUAUAUCAAUCAUGAUGAUGUAAAUCAUGAUAACAAUCAGGCCUCCCAUUCCAUUAAAUAAUUGAUAUCUCUAAUGAGAGCACUCUGGUUUUGACCUUACUUCUUCUUGCCGACACUGACAGAUUUGCUGAAGAUACUUUGCACAAUACACAGAAGGCAAUUUAAGAGUAGCAUUUCAAAGUCAAUACAAGUUAAGCAUUAAAAGCCUGUUGUUACAGGUCUGUAGGAAUUAGAAUUCAAUUAGUGCAUGGGAAUGAGGCCACUGGGAAUUAGGAAUAAAUUCUUUCUAAAUCCUUGCACCCCAGCCUCUAGAUUUAUAUUAGAAGUCUAGAAGAAUAUUUAUUCAUUCUGCCACCUCUCCCCUGAGUAGCAGGGCCUUGAGUUGCCAUAAGUAGAAAUAAGAAAUGGGUACAGCUUUUCUGUAUAUCCUGGUCUCAGAAAUGAAGUAUAUCACUUUUUGACUUUAUAUUUGAAUCACACUUCAUGACUAAAGUGUACAAAAGUAACAAUGCUUCUGCCCUGAGGAACACAUCUUUGAUUCUGAUACACUGAUGGUUAGUAUAAAUAUUUAUGCCGUGUCUUUCAAUAAAAUGAUCCCUGAGGCAGCUCUUAGAAUAUUGUAACAAUGCAAUACAAACUAUUUACUCACCUUUUGGUGGUGGGGACAGACAAGAGAGAUGCUGUGGGGUCAGCAUGAAUUAAAAACACCUCCCCAGCUUCCUGGUGUUCCUGUUGCUGUCCUUACUGAGGUCUGCAGCAAACCACUCCAGGAAGUGUGCUUCCAGGUGGCAAUUACUAUAAUGAUCACUAGAGCCCACAUCACAUGUUACACUCUUGAUGGGGUUCCAUCCGAUGAUCGGGAAGUAGACCCCUGAAGUUUGCCUUGCUCCCGUGUUGCACAGAUGGGCUAGUCCCACCCUGUGCAUUGAGCACAGCUAUCUGAAAACAAGCCCUCAGUGUCAUGUGUAGUUGUUCUUUUUCAGAUAUCUGUACUCAUUGUGUACUCGUGUGGUAGUUGGCAUGGGGUAGCAUGGCCAGGACACUUAUUCCCUGGUGAUUGCAUGGACCCCGCUCACACAUGUCAUGCCUAAAGAAAGCUUUAGGAGGUGGGGCUCCUCAUGUAGGUAGAAUGUGGCUCCCACCUCAUUGCUUUGUGACGGUUGACUUAGAGAGAUCCUGGGAGAACAUGGAGUGGACGCCUCUUCCUAGGUCUCCAGAAAUAACCUCCAUCCUCAGGAAGUGUGUUUGCAGGUACCACUGGAGUCCCACUGCUGAAAUACAAGAAGAAGGUUCACAUUAUGUAAGAGACUGGUGCUGCAAUGCUGCAUUCCAACAAAAGCAUUGUAAGGAUGGAUUUGCUGUACAUGGUACAGUACAUGGCAUGUAGGAAGCAAGAGGUGGAUUAAUCCCCCCUUUUCUUUUUUAAAUGCAGAUUCGGUUGGUACACUUGUCCUUCCAGCUGUAAGUAUUAUUUUCCCCAAGUACUAGAGUUCCAUGUGAAAUAUUUCCUGAAUGGAUGCUGCCUCUUUCAUUUAUUUACCUUUAUUUCAUUUUAAUCUUGUAUAUAGUGUAAGUUCACUAUUAGUGAGCAAAGAGCUUCCUUCUGACAAGUGAAUCAUAUACACUGAAAUGCAGGCGUUUCAUAUCUUGUUUUAGGACACAACAUCUGACAGUGAUGUUAAAACAGACAUUCAAACUAGUGUUCCUGGCAUGUCUAGAUGUAAUUGAAACAAACCAGAAUGCGGGAUAGCAUUCCUUCUAGGUUUUGUUUGCUAACAAAGAGGGUGUAAAAGUAUUAAAAUUCAUAAAUAUUAGAUAAGAGUUUAAAACAGAUUUAUAUCAACAUGCAUUUUUAGGUGCAAACCACAUUGUCAUGAAGCACUUGCCUCAAAAUAAUUAAGAGUCAAUGAACAGGAGCAGAUGAAUCAUGAUUCUUCUUCUGCACAAUCCCUUUUCUUGUAAAUUGUAAGCAUGGCUGCUGCUUCUGCCUUAGAAGCAUGUCUGUGCUUGCUUGUGCCAUGUAUCUCUGAAACGUGCUUGCAGACUAACUCAGGGAAUAAGACUUUCCAGAACACAAAUCAUGGUUGGGAAUUUAGAUCAAAUGUCCUAGGGGAACCAUUUUCUUCUGCAGCCUGAUUCUGUUCUGCCAGAGGACAGAUUGUUGUCUGCCUGGUAGUGCAGGCUCAGAAACCAGGAUAAUGAUCCAGGAUCUCAUAUUGACAGCAGUGUUAGAUGCUGAGAUAUGAAAACUGGGAUCUAAAUGGCACCUUAAACCUAGGUUAUGGGCACAACAACUGAAUGUCUAGGCACACUUUUUUAAUAACUAGAAUACAAAGCUGAAAAUGAAUGGGAUGCAGCUAAAAUAUUAUGUUCAUUUUUCACAUGGUCUAGUCCUUCCCUUGCCCACCCCCCAAUAUUCUUAAGAGGGUCUCUUCUCCAGUCUUCAGAGAGGAGCUGGAAGUAGGGAGGCAGAAAAAGGUCGUCCUUUCCUUCCACUCUGCAGUUUUAAUCUGAAAUCUUUGGUGCAGUACUGCGCCCAGAGCUCAGAAACUGCGCACGCUAAUGAAAUUCCCUGUUGCAAAAGGCUCCAAGAACAAUGGGAGUUUCGAACACUGAUUGACAGUAAACCUGGUCCCAUUUAGCCAGCACAAUACAUUUCACUGCUUGAAGCAAAGAACAAGAUGGCACCUUCCUAUUCCACAUAGAGAAGCCAGCCGAAUCUAUGGCAGCUGAAUCUUCUUUCAGCACUGGUGAGGGGAUAGUUGCUACAGUAGGCUAACUUAGGGGGUACAGGAUGCAUAGCUCUGUCCUCCCACAUGUCACAGCCUCCAACAUCUGCUGCCUGAGUCAGCUGCCACAAUCUGCUUAAUGGUAGAGCUGGUCUUGUUAAGCUGUAAUGGGGAACUUUGGCUUAAUGCAAGUCACAGUCUUUACACUGAAGCUGGCAUGCAACAAGCAAACAAGGGGAUGAGGCAGGAGUGAACUUCCACAGUAUUCAUUCAUAGCUUCAUAAACCAUGGUUUUUGGAGCUGUGGGUGAAUAUAUAAACAGGAUCAUAGUAUGAAAGAAUAAAUGAAAAUUCAGGUGACAGAACACUUUUAGGGAGUGUCAUUGUAACUUAUUUGUAGAUUUUAUGUCAUAAUCUUACUCGUAUUUACUUGGAUAUCUUUAGUAGGGUUUUCUCUUAGGUAAGUGUACAUAGGAUUGCAGCUUCAAUUUUUUUAGUUUUGUGAGUUCUAAUUAUUCGUUGUUUUACUGUUCUGUGUGUCCAGUAUUUGUUUUAGAAAUAAAUAAAGCAGUCAUGUUUUUUACCCCCAGCUCCCCUUGGGCAGUACUCCUGGUGAUUAUGAUUUACUAGUCAAAGGAUAUUCAGAAGGUCGUCUGCUAUUUUCUAACCACACUGUCCUUGAAUUUGAGCACAAGAGCUUAUCGGUAUUCAUCCAAACUGACAAGACUAUGUAUAAACCAGGCCAAGAUGUGAAAAUACGGGUUGUUACUCUGUAUCCUGACCUCAAGCCGUACAAUACUCCUAUGAAUAUAUAUAUUCAUGUAAGUAUAAACUUGACAUUAUUUGGUGAAGCAGGGUUUUCUUUCAGAGUAUGGUUAUGCAAUUUGCAGUGUAUUUUCACUAAGACUAUUCUUAUACAUAAUGGCAAGGGAUUUAAUUUUGAAUAAAUCAGUGGUUCCCAAACUUCUCCCCCAUGGGUCACCUGGAAAUUGCUAACAGUCUUGGCAAACAAGUUAAUGAUUUUUCUGCCUGUAGUAGCAAUUGUAAUGUGCUGUGCUAGAAGCUGUAUGAUUUUUAAUUUUUAUUGGGUGGAAUUCAACACUGCGCUAUCGGGGCAAGUACUUUAGCUUGUCAGAAUUAACGAUGGUAUUUCCCCUCUCCUUCCCCACUGUUCUGUUCUGAGUGUUACUAAACACAUGCUUUUGACAUUUUUUAAAAAAUAGGAUCCUCGACGCAAUUUGAUUCAACAGUGGUUGUCGCAGAAUGGAAAACUAGGCAAAAUUGCCAAGCAGUUUAAAAUAUCCAAAUAUCCUGUCCUGGGUGACUGGUCCAUACAAGUUCAAGUAAAAGUGAGUAUUAACAUAAUGAAUUGUUUUAACAGGGAUGUAAUGUAUCUCUGAGUGAAAUCAAUAAUUAAAUUCCCAUUGAUUUUCAUGGGGCUAGGUUGCAUACUGGAGUUAGUUCAUCGUUGCUAGAGAUUAAAUCUGUCUACAGUUGUGCAGUUUAAUUGAAAUGUAUACUGUCUAAAUUGGAUGAGCUCAGCAACUGAGAAAGAUCUGAGUCUUCAGAUACUGAUUACUGUGCAAAAAGUAUGAUGUGGCGAAGGCAUUCUGUGGUGCUUCAUUACUUCAGCAUUCAGUUCAAAAGAUAUAUAGAAAUCACGUGAUACAACUUUUAAUAACUCAUUACCAAAACAUUUGUACAGUAUAUUUUCUUAAAAGCUGAAAUUCUAUAAAAGAAGUUCAAAGACAGUUUUUAGUAGUUCUUGAGUUGGUUUAGAUACUUGAGCAACAUAAAAGGCGAAAGUGCAAUUACAUGCAGUCAUAGAGAGCAAAUUGGGACACCAUUAAUUGUGACUGGGAACGAGCCAAGAAGCAAAUGAGAAUGAAGCAUUCAAUAUUAACUGCUUUGGAGGGCUAUGCAGAUUGAGGAAGUGGAAAUCAGAAGAAAAGGGAAGCACAGAAAUGUUGUACAUUAGAAGUUGGCCUUGAAAGAAUUUGUGUAGACAUUGGGACAAAUUGACAAGCACAGGGAUGUUGUGUUAUCCGCUGCAAACAGUGUUAUGGUUCAGGUCCUACUUGCAGGCUUCCCACAGGCAUCUGGUUGGCCUCUUUGAGAUCAGGAUUCUGGACUAGAUGGACCAUUGGGCUCUCUUAUGAGAGUUGUUGUAUGAGGAAGUUGUAUCUUUGAGUUGUGUGAGAGAGUUCAGUUUGUGAGAGAGCAAGUUUUCACUUUGAGAUGGUGUGCUGGCUAGUGUUGGCUAGUUGCUCCCUUUUCACCUGAGCUCUUGGUCCCAAAGAACAAUGAGUCUACUUAAAAAUUUCUUUAUUAUUUAAUUAUUCAUUUUCUGACUUGGCCUUGGUGGUGGUGGUGUAAGUUGGAAGGAGAAAUGAAGUUGUUUGAGAGCAUCUUGACUCUCUGCUGUGAUCCCCACUCACCCCUCGGAACGCAGUAGGGUAGAAAAAUGUGUUGAUUUGAUAUUAUUAUUUGCAACUCUUGAGUUUGUGCUUGCUAGAAGAAUGAAUUUAAAACUGUCCUGCCUGGCUCCCUGUUACUGUUUAGCCUUGUUAGUUUCUAUGGAAACAACUCAGCUUUUCCACAGACACUCUCAGGGAAGCCGAGCUGAGAAACUAUAUAGAACAACCCUUUUGAUCACUGCCCUACUUCCUGAUGUGUUUGUGGAAAUGUGUGAUUAUGCAGUGUGCAUUAUUGUGUGUGAUGCUCUUUAAACAAUGAUUAAAUAGCUGUGAAAAUAUAGGAAACUACUAUGUAGAUUGGGGUGGUGUGUAACAGUAUUUAAGGUGCCACAGUACACUUAAGUAUUGUAAAGUCGUCUUUGGGAAAACGGCAGUUCAGCAUGUACCUUAUUUAUUCAUUUGCUUGCUUGCUAGAAUUAGUUUGGGAAAAGUCCUAUCUUAGAUAUAAUACACCAUACAAGUUAAGCAUACCUUUCAUAGAAUUUAUUUUGUUUUUCUAUAGGAUCAGACACAUUAUCAGACAUUUACAGUGAUGGAAUAUGGUAAGUGAUUUCUGCUUGCAUGUAAACUUGGAUGCAGAUUUUCUUUUUUUUUUGGAAGACAGAAGGGGUUCAAAAAGUUAAAGGUCCUCCUGCAACAGUAGAAUCAUGAACGUUACAUAAAAAAAGUCAUAAUAAUGAAAAGCCUUCAAAUCACCGAAGACCAGGAGACUCGGAUUAUGAGAACCUUUUACCUCCUAUAUUUGCCCACACAGAACAGAGUAUUCAACUUCAUUUGUUAUUCUAAAGAUGCUUUAUAUUGUUUAGAUGUCAUGGGGAUGUAUUUCACAUGUCUGCCCCAUUCACAUAUGUAGCUGAGGAUGUGUGUGUCUAACAGUAAAAGCAGUGUGCAGGAAAGAAGUGCUGAACACUUUCCUAUCCUGUACCUUAAGAUCCUGCAGUCUUUUGCUCCAAGCAGUUUCUCCCUUACGCCUCUAUUACUAGAAGUGAGCUGAGAAUAAAGAGCAUGGAGCAAUGGAUUGAGAUGAAGUAAUAUGCAGGAGAGGAAGAGGUUCAGUCCACUUGUUUUAAAGACCUCUCCCAUCUGCUUCUAUCCGAUGACUCAUGUGUGAACCAAUAACUUCAGCUGAUUUAAGACCAGACUUUUUUGUGUUUUUUUUAAAAAAUGAUAUUUAUUGAGAAUUUUAAGGUUACAAAGAAAAAAGAAGGAAAAAACAAGAGAAAGAGAAAAAGAAAGAAAAAAGUGGAUAAAAGUAACAAUUAAACAAUACAAAUCAGUAAAAACCAAAGUCAAAAAGAAACAAAACACAUAAUACAUCAAAAUCAAAAAGCAAAAAUAAACAAAAAAUUUAAAAACAAAUCCAAUAUUCCCAGAUCCUUAACUGUCAUUAACUUAUUUCAUCGACCUCCUCACACCUCCCUUUUUUGUAUUCUAGUUGUUAAUUAUCUCAGCAAAUCCUUUCCAUCUUUCACCAUAUUCUGUCAUUAAAUUACCUUAAUCUAUUUUAACCUUAUCUUACCAUAAAAAACCCUAAAACUUAAAACUUAAAUCUUAUUUAUACCAAAUUCUCUUAACCAUAACAUAUUCUUUUUAACAUUUCUGCUAAAGCCAAAUGAUUUCAUUCCAACAUUUUUCUAAUACUCAUUAAUUUUACGAUACUUUUCUAAAUAAAUUUUUAAAACUUUCUUCCAAUCUUCAGCCAUCGUCUCCUUCCUGGUCUCGGGUUUUGUCAGUCCCUUCUAUCCCAUCCAUCUAGUCCAUCAACCUGGUGACCUUAUAUCCGAGGCUCUUAAGUCUUUUCCAUGUCCCUUCCGCAGGUCUUCUUCAUGUUUAUACCUGUACUUUACUUUGUCUUCUGCUCCUUUCACUCGGGAGACUCCAGCUUGACAAUAUUUUUGUCCCUUCUCGACAAGUCAGCCCCUUUUCCAUAGUCAACACUGAAAUCCAUGUGAUAUUUAAAGGCAUGUUUCAAGGUCCCUCCAAAGUUAAAGGCCCCCACAACUCCGAGCUCCCCCCGGCCCAAAGCCAGACUUGAAAGGUCAAAACAUCCCUGCAUAGGGGGGUCUAUCCAGCCCCCCAUCUCCAAGCCAAACUGGACUCCAUCUCUCCAAAUCUGACUUUUUCCAGGUUCGUUCGUCAAAUCCAACAACUCAUGUUCCUGCUGGGCCACAGCUCCCUCCAUCUCUGCCACCCGAGGUCCAGCAACAACCUCCUCCCUCAUCUGAUCUGUCAAAGCACAUUCCUGGAUUAAUUCCUGAGUGGGUUCUAUAUAGGUACCCACUGCCUGUCCAAAAUUUCCAAUCGCAACAGUCAUCAAAUCCAUCUUCUCAUGUAACUGUUCCAAUAAAGCACUUGUCUUGCAAAAGGCAAGCACCAGAGCCUCCGAGCACAUUCUUGUUCAAGGUCGAAGUCUGGUCCCACGAUCUUAAUCUAUUACAGCUGCAAAGCUCCCCAGUUCGGCUUUAAUAACAAUUUCACAAGCUCCCUCUAGGGGAAACAAUUUCUAUUUGUAUCCAUCUUUUUUUUUUUAAAAAAAAGCAGAUCUAGCAACAAAGUUUUCCUUUUUCGGAUAUUUUGUCAAUAUUUUGUUCCUUUUAAAUGCGAAGGGGAACAAUGGAAUCAAUAUGCUUCUCUUCUUUUAACUAUCUGUCAAAAACGUUUGUCCAUAGUCAAUGAACUUCCCCAAAACGUCUGUCCUGACACCCCGCUCCCAGGUUCAAGAUGGUGGAAAAUUGCCUUUCUUUACUCUCUCUUCUGCAGGUUUAAACAGUCUAAAAAAGGUUUCCCCCUCUUCUCCUGCUUCCAAGGGGGGUUCAGUAAUUUUAAAUCAUGAAAAUUUGAUCGACUUUCUAAACUCUAGCUUGCCGUGUCUUUGCUUCAAUCUAUCUACAAAAGCGGAAGGCGGACUUCCUGUUUAGACCUUCCCGCUUCAGUGCCAAAUUAAAAAGUUUCUUAAUCCAAUUUUCCGUUUUACUCACGGGCAGUUGUUUAAAAUCCAAUUGUCCACAGGAAAAAGUCAGCGCUCUCUGGCAACAGCAAUGCGGCUUCACUCCGUGAAAGAAGCAGUCGAUUCAAAGCACCGCGCCACUCACCCCACGUCGCUCCGGAUCCCCGAAACUGGGUUUCCCCGCUAGUAGGGGGGGCGCAAAGGUGCCAGCCGAAUCCCACGUCCACAGGCUUCUCCCGCCUGUGGUUUUUGAUGGGUCUCCGCCUCGCCGUGGCGGUUCAGACCCUGUUUUCCACGGAGCGGAUUCCUCCCGAUCGGAGGAAAUCCGCCAUUGCCAGAGGCGCCAACCCGGAAGUCCAAGACCAGACUUUUUUGUGGGGGUGGGCAUAUUUUGUGGCUCAGUAUUUCCCAUGUUUCUUAGAUUUCCCACCCCUGGUUUAGAGGAUUGUACAUUCAGCACCCUCAGCAAAUUAAAAGCCCUAGAUGAGAUACAUAAAUACAUUGUUUGCAUUAUACUGAGAAAACCACAUUAAUGAAACAUGUAUUGAAAAACAUAGCUAUGGCCAUCAAAUUAAUUACAGUUUCUUCUUUUUUAGUGCUACCAAAGUUUGAAGUCUUUCUAGCAACACCUCUGUUUUAUUCUCAGAAAGACAUGAAUUUCACUGGUACUGUCACAGCAAAGUAGGUAAAAAGUGAAUCUUACAUCAUUUGCGAUCUAUAUGCAUUGUACACCUGUGUUAGUCCUUAGCUAGUUCCUAACUAUGCAAAAGUGGGAUUUAAUUCAAUUAUUGAUUCCUUCUUUGCAGACGUAACAGUCGAUCAUUAUUUUUAAAAAGUAUAUUUUUCUGAGUACAAUUUUAAAAUACAAAACUAAUAAUAAUAAUUUUAAAAUGAGAAAUUACUGUGGCUAUAAAGAGAAAACUGGUAAUUUAAGCCCUUCUCCCAGAACAGGACAAUUAAAGAAUGUCAUUGACCCCACAAGUGAACUUGAAGAAAGUUGUUAGGGCAGAAGCUGUAAGAAAGAAGGUGUUAACUGCAGGAACACUUGUGUGGCACCGUUAUGGCUGGUGAAUUUCAUGAGAGUUAAAAUUCCAAUAAAUUUCCAGAUAACCUGAGGUGUUGCUUAUGUCCACUCUGUCUCUGUAUGUAUAGUAGGGAUACUUGUAGUUAUUGUUGUUAAUAAAGUAAAAGAUACAUUUUAUUAGUGAUGGGCAAUAAUUUCACUGAUUCGGUGUAAUUUGCAGUAUGCCCAGAUCCAGAAAGGGUAUGAUCCCCAGAUUUAAAGUUACAUGCAUGGUAUGUAGGAUCAGAUUCAAGUGGAUACUUGUAGGUUUAUGAGAUUGAAUCAAUCUGUCUUCAGAAACUUGUUUUGAAAUGACGGGUUUUUUGUUGACUGUUUCAGGUACACAUAUGGAAAACCUGUGCAAGGAAAAGUAACUGUUGAUUGUUCCCAGUUCUAUGGAAGGAAGAAAAAUAUCACUAAGACAUUUGAGGUGAGCUGCAGUUAGCACCUGACAUGUGUUUAUGUUGGGCGGGGGGGCGGGGGAUAACACUUCUUCAGCCACCUCAAGGAUUUCUUUGUGGAAAUAAUAAAUCUUUUAAAUUGCAAUCCAGUGCCUUAGCUUUUUUUUACUCAGCUGCCUACCUAUGUGUAAUGGUUCAAGGGGUUGCUCGUGCGUAAGCCGGUGCCAACACCUGGCUGGGUUGCCUGAGUGAACCUUUUCUGUCCGGACAGCCACUCACCCGUGGCUGUCUCAAUCGCUGGCAGAAUCCGUCAGUGGGCGUUUCUUAAACUUCUUCCAGCAAAGAAGCUCUUUGACGCCUAGUCUCCUCCUACUCUCUGCGCGAAAGCCUUCUGCGCAAGGAGGGCGUAGGCAGCGGAGGACCCUUACUCUUCCCGCUGGUCCCCGGCAAGGAGUCAUGGGACCGCCUCGCCGAUUCCCCCAUCUGCCCCCCUUCUCCACUGGUGCUACGCUGAUUCUCUUCCCCAGAAGAUGGGCUGCCUCUCCCAAUCCCGGGACGCUCUCUGGAAUCCCUCUGGAGCUUGCUCUCUCCCUCCGGCACUGAUGGCAGUUCCCUCACACUAUGCUACCCUGUAGCUUAUGCUUAUCAGUCUGUCAUCCAAAUGAUUAAGCAGUUCUCUAAUGAUCUGUGUGGUGGCCAUUACGUAGUAGUCCCCCACUGAAGAAAGCAGUGUGUAAUGUAGAGAUGUCCCAGUUCCAGCUCCCCUAGAGUUUUCAGGUAAAGACAAAGUUAGAGUAAUGUGCAGGUAAUCUGUAAGCAGUAAUAGCAGAUCUCCUGAGCCAGAAACAUUCAUGGGGUCAGGGCAUGACACAUGACCAGUAGCGACUGGUAUGGUUGAUCUGCCUGCAGUUCCCUCCUUUGGCAGGUGGUUGGUGCUGCUUAGGCUCACUAUCAGCCCAACUUCUGAUGUUUCCAAGAUCCACUGCAGGUUCAUGUUUUGCCAAUAUUUUGUUUUAUUUAUCAUUUCCAUUUCCAAAUUGUGCUCUGCUAAUGCUACCUUAACCCUUAAGGGAAAUGCAGUGAUACAAAUAUGGUCUGGUUCUCUCUCCCCAAUGCCUGCUUAUUCCUUUCAAAAGAUAAAACAAAUUGAUUAGUUUUUCUUCUUCUUGUUUUCAGAUUAAUGGAUCUGUGAACUUUACAUUCGACGUUCUAGAGGUGGAAAAUAUAACUUUCAACAAUUGGGGUUAUUCUGCGCAUCACCAGAUGCCGGUGGAAAUUACAGCUGUGGUUACAGAAGCACUUACAGGUAUGCAGUUUUAUAUGGGGUUUUCUUUAAGGCAGGUAUGGGGUACCUUUGGCCUUUGAGGCUCAUAAUCAAGCCGUCGUCACUCCCUAGGGCAUGCCUCCUCCCCCUUUUUUGCCUUGUAGGAGGAGACUUUCCCCUGCAUAUCCAGCUCCCUGCAAAUCCUUGCUACAUGCUGAGAAAGGAGCUGCCUUUCUCAGCAGUAUAAACUGUUGGUAGUUGGAAUCAUGAGAAAUACAGACUCUGCAAGUGUUAUUAGGAAUGAAUGAUUAUGCAUGAGACUUUUUUUAAACCCUCCAAAUAUUCUAACAGGAAUCUCCCAAAAUGCAAGUGCUACUGUAUUUCCAAAGCAUCAUGACUACAUACUAGAAUUUUCUGAGUAUCCAGCAGUUCUCAAGCCUAGUCUGAACUUCAUAGCUAUGGUGAGUUAUUCUACUACUCUUUAUAUUAUCAGUAUCAUUCUAGGGGGGAAAAGCAGUAUUAUGGAGACAAGAGUUGGGUUUUUAAAAAUACUGUAUAUAUAGAUAUUGUCUUUUAAAUAAAUUAAUUACAAUUUCUUUUGAGUCUCUUGGUGUAUUAGUUAUUGGUGGUUGCAAGCUGUCAGCACUAAAUGAACUGUUGGCAUUCCAUAUUUAGGAUUUGAGUAUAAAUCUUAGUUGUUGUAAAUCAUGGUUUUGAAAGUUUUGGUUUGAUUUAUGGACAUGGCUUUUACUAUUUUCAGCUGAAAGUAACAAAAAUUGACAACAGUCUGCUGUCGUCUGAUGAGCGAAGGAAUGACAUUGUGAUCACUGCCACAUCCAUAGGGAAUCCUGCUUACUACCCAUAUGGUGAUGGAGGUGAAUCACAGGCAAAUGAGGCAUCUCAGAACCUAAUCUACCAUGUGCCAGAAAAUGGGAUUAUUGAGAUUGAGUUUCCGGUUCAAGUUAAUACAACAACACUGCAUGUUAAGGUAUGCUUUUUCUUUGUUUCCCCUUUCAAAAUAUGUAAAUACUUAAUCAGAAGAUGAAAAGAAUCUUAGUAUGGAAACUUGUUCUUAUGCCUACCUGAGUAUUCAAAGUGCUUCAGAUGCAUCUCAAUAUCCCUUACAACAGCCCUGCCUAGUAGGCCUAUGUUAUUAUUCUCCUUAAUAGGUGGCGAGUCUGACAGAUAGAUGUGAUAUCAGUACUAUGAAACUCCAUGCCAGGGGAGUUCUUCCAGGCUUAGGUUUACCCUGUUGAGAUUUUUAGGGAGUCAGUUAAAACAUACCUAUUCUGCUAGGCUUUUUGUGAAAACUGAGCAUAUUUAUUAUUAUUCCCUAUUUUAGCUAUUUAUUUUGAUAUGCCAGGACCUAUCCCUGAUGCAUCUCUUACCCUGCCUUUAUCAUCUGUUGGGAUGAGCAGUGCUGCAUCCUCAGUGUGCUCUCCCCACAAUGUCACUUAUGGUCCAAAGGGUUCACCUUUUGGUUGGACUGCCAACACCUCAGUUCACUGGAGAGGUUGCCUCAUUGACCUCUACUCACAAAGGCCAAACCCUGCAGGAUGCAGGAGGACAUUCAUUUCAAGUGUAUUAAUUUAUCCUUUUAGACUUCAUAGGAGGUGUGCCCACCAGUGGUUCAGGCAACUAUUAUGAACCAUAGUUAAGCUUUCUCUCCACUCAUAUGUGAACAAGAGGAAGAGAGUGAAAUUUUUCGCUUUCAUUUUUUGCUAAACUGUUAUUUCUCAUCACAAAAUUCUGGGAAUUAUAAUACCUCUAGUUAGUUAAAGCAAACCAGGAUGAAACUGUGGCUUGAUAUCCUGGGUUGUUAACUACCUAGAGUUAAGAUAAACAACAGUUCCUCAAAUUCAUAUGGGAUGAGAAACGGUGGUUUAGUGAAAAAUUAAAGCAGAAGCUUCACCACAACUUGUUAGCAAUCAUCCAACCUAGGGAGGUGCCUAAUUUGGCCUGUCAGGCCUCUGAAUUCUCUCCUAGUACUUUUCCUAGCUAUGUCCCUUCAUCUUUUUGUUCCUCCUCAAAUAGCCUGACCCAUUUUGCAAAACAGUGAGGUGACAAAGUAGAUGCUCUGUUCUUCUUUGCCAGCCUGAUUGGCUUCCUUACUGGAUAUAGAUAGAAGAUUCUUCCUCUGACAGUAUGGAGCCACUCUUCAGUCUAUCCAUGGCUAGGACAGUAGAGUAGACUGACUAAGCAGGUGCAGGGUGUUCUACUGCAUCCGUCCAAUUUAGCUGGCAAUGGAGAAAGAGAGAGUUUGUCUGUUCCAUCAUGGGUGUUUGCUAUGUUUCAUCUCUGGGCACAGAAACAUCUUCUGAGUGGAAAAAGAAAAUCAAAAGUUCUGUGAUGCUAAUGAUGUGAUGUGAGACUAAUUUGAGAUGAUAAUUUAAGAAAAUUGCUUCAGGAACUAUUGGAUUGUCCAUCUCUACCUUCUUUUUGCAUUCUGAUGGAGUGCAGCUUUUUCUUUUUUUCCACUUUAACCAUUAAAGGCAGAUUGAUAUCUUCAUUUAUUUAUGUAUGUUUCUUCAAUUAGGAGAGGCACUAAUUAUACAAUUUGUGAAACAUUAAUUGAACUUUAUCAUUUUCCUCACAAUGUGUUGAAUGUCCUGCCACCCGUUCUUUUUUUUUUUUUACAGGCCAAAUUUCUGGAGAGCGAAACUUCUAUAAUCAUAUAUGGUACAUUCUACUCUACCACUAUGACUUUUCUCCAGAUUAAAAAAGCAAGCCAGGAUGUAAAGGUAACUUCUGCUUUCCAAUAAUCGAUGAGCUUCAAAAUUCACUAAUAAUACACUACAUCAUGAUAGGCAAUUAGCAUGUUCAUUCAAGUUGUGUUAUUUUUCCCCCUAGGUUGGGACUCCAUUUGAGCUGAAUCUUCAAAGCAACAAGCCGAUGAAAGAGAUCAGUUAUAUGGUAUUUUAAAAAAUAUUUUAUAUGUAUUGUGUUGAAUUUUACCACAAACACGGGAAAGACAGCAUAGGCAAUAAGUAGGAUUUUGCUACUCAAAAAUAACUAUAAUUUCCAGAUAGGACUAUGAGCAAGCAUUUAAAAAUACCAAUUGUACAUACUUGUAUCAUUUGGGUAUGCUAAUCAGAGAGGUGAGACUGGUUGUAGCUUUCCUACUGAAUGUAAAUGUAUUGGUACACCUGUGUUUGCUGCAAUGUGUGGCAUACAAAAAUUGCCCAGACCUAUUCACGUGACACCUGUAUAGUUGUUAUUAUACUGUUAUGAGUUUGUGGGUGCUAGACCUCUAUUAUCCCCGGAUCCAGUGGGUGUUAGAAUUUAAUUAAGGCUUGGAGGUGUUAAAACUGGGUGCCGGACCUGUGUGUUUUAAGUUGUAUGCCAAACGCUUCUAAUCCCCUUGAAUCAACAAGUGUUGAAAGCCUGUUAAACUAAGCUAAACUUCAUGCAUUAAGUUAUUAAGCUGGGUAAUGGGCCUUUAAGAUAACAAAGCAUCAGAGGAACUUGGUGUGAGAUGGUAAGAGGGUGGGUCCCCUUUCCCUCAACUGAUAAUGCCAGAUCUUAGAGGGGUUAGAGCUAGGAGUUCUUGACCUGGAAGUAAAGCAGGUUGCAGGAGGGGCAGAGCAGUGUUUUGAGAGCACCAUGUUUGAUGUCUGUCUGGAUCCAAGACUGCAGCUAUGGAAGAAGGCUCUUGGGCUGCGAACUCCUCUGUCAUAGACUCAGGUUGUAUAUAUGUAUAAAAAGACUAUAUACCAUAAAGAAACCACAGUCUCCACUGUGCCUCAUUUCCAAAAGGAGACACAGACCUUGGAUAAGCGCUCCUGGAACCCUUGGAAUCUUGCACCGCUUGGAGAUUAGGCUGGUGUACAAGGUGCUUUUAUAAAUAACAGAUGUUGAAUUGUGAGAUGUGUGACAAUUUCAGCUAGAACUCAGCUGAUAGGAAAAUCAGUUAACUUUUCCCCCUCCUCAUAUAGGUGGUAUCUAAAGAACAAAUUGUGGCUGCGGGUAAAGUAAACGUUGCAGAAUUCUUUUUAACACCAGAGCAUUCUUGGGCUCCUACAGCAUGCAUAAUUGCCUACUAUGUGAGUGACGAUGGUGAAGUAAUUAGUGAUGAUCUCUGCAUUCCUGUUCAACUCGUCUUUAAAAAUCAGGUAAGUUUGUGUGCAUCGACUUCCUCUCACACAUAUGGUGUUCUGUUUUGUUUUGAGACUAUACACAAAAAGGGAAGCAUAAAUAAAUACAAGUCAAAUAAACAUAGUAUGUAACUGAAGCCCACACACUGAUAGGCAUUAGCAUAGAGUUAUGGUUUACAAACUAUUUCACUAGUUGGUCUUUUUAAUUGCUCAUUAACAUCUUUCAGAUUUUAAACUGGGUUUCCUGCAUUAGAGCCCAUUUAUAGACCUUGCUGUACCUACCAGCAAAGGAUGCUUAGGGUUAAAUGUAUUGGCUGCUGGUUCAAACAGCUUCACAGUGCAUGGCCUUAUGUCCAUGUUGUGCAAAAGAGUAUGCAUUCUAUACACUGCAUACGUUUAUUUACAUAUUUGCAUUUAAUUUAAAAGCCAUCCUAUAUGCUCUCUGGGUGGCAUAUAUGGUUAAACAGUAGCAUUAAAAAUCACAGUUACAUUAAAAUAAUUUAAAUAAAUACAGAUUAUUUUUACUUUGCUACAGUUGUUUGAUAUAAAAAUGGAAUAUGUUUGGCCCAAUUUGCUUAUCUGCCCCCCUCCCCAGCUUUCUACCUCCAGUCCCUUUUAGGUCAUGUGCUGUUCAUCUCUUCAAUCCUGCGUUGUGUUUCCUCUGUCUGCUACUUUGACUUGUUUUUUCUUCUGGCCUUUCCCCACUUUUAACCUUGCUUCAUUCUUCUUUCUCUGUCUUCUAAGGAUGGCUCCUGCAUCUUUGGGCCAAAAUAGAUAGGUUAUCAAGAGAUCCAUGACUGGAGAUAACACCAUGUUUUUUGUUUUUUAAUGAGGGGAUUCACACUCUCUCUCCAGCACUGUGGCUGUAACCUGAACUUCCCUCCCAUGGGUACAUUUCUUUAAAAAAUAUAUAUAGGAGUCAGCACCUGAAGUAAAAUAAUUGUUCAUUCUCCUUUAUCUACUGCAUAAUGUAAACUGAUAUGCUUCCCCCCACCCCCAGAUCAAUAUGUAUUGGAAUAAAAAUAGAGCUGGGCCUUCUGAGGAAGUCACUCUCAAGAUUAAUGUGACGGAACCAAAAACAACCAUUGGUCUUCUGGUUGUUGACAAAAGCACAAAGCUCCUGGGGAAAAGAAGUGAUAUCACAGAGGAUGCUGUAAGUUUCUGAAAGAAAAGAAAUGUUCGAAGUGUAUUUUAGAACUGUGUAGGAGCAGCUAUUAGAUUUGAUUGUGAGCUUUGCCAUUAUACUGUUAAAGUAAGCCUCCAUGAAGUGGGCCUAAGAAGCAAAGAAUGGGAAGAAUCCGUUUAUUCAGCUUGAGAGCAAGAAUAGUGGAGAAUUAUAUAAUCCUUUUGUGGGAAGUAGAAUGAGAGACACACAACAAUGCUGGUGCUUCCUUCUUCCUCCUGACCCCUAUCUACAGUUCUUGCCAACUUGCCAACUUUAUCCUUUAGUAUGUAGGGGAGGUUUUCAGGGAAGCUGAGCAUAUAAGUAACAUAUUAUUACAAGAGUGUUACUUCCCAACCUUCCUGAAGCUGUUGGAAGUUCCAGGAGUGGCCUUUUUAUAGUAUGGGAUGGCAAAAAGCAUUAGAGAAUAAAAGUUUGUACCGUUCUGGUUCCUGCACCUCAAAAAGUGGGAAAGGUGCUGGAAGGGGCACCUGAAAUGAUCAAGGGUCUAGAGCAACUUCCCCAUGAAGAAAGGUUGCAACAUUUUAGGCUUUUUAGUUUGGAAAUAUAGUGAAUAAAGUGGGAUAUGAUAGAGAUGUAUAAAAUUAUGCAUGGUGUAGAAAAAGUGAGAAACUAUUGACAAACCUGUGGUAAGUGGUAGACAUACAGGGGAAGUGAGAAAACAAUUUUAUUGAUUCCCAUAGUAUUUUUGCAAGGAUUUUGUUAACAAUUCUGUAUAUACUCAGUUUUAAAGUAUCAUAACAACUAAGUGGCAGAUAACUGUUUUUGUUGACUUUUAUUAUUUUUGUGUCUUAUAGCAUUUGCUUUGUUAUUCUUACAGAUAAGGUUCUUGCUAAGUAGAAUAUUCUUUGUUAAAACAAGAUCUAUGUGAUCAUGAUUAAUUGAAUUUAUUUUGGUUUCUCCUAUGAAAACUAAGUACUAUUACUAUUAUUUUAGGUUCAUCAUGAGCUAAGUUUAUAUAAUAGAGGACUUGAUUAUGGUGCAGCCAGAAGUUCAUAUGGUGUCUUUCAGGUACAGUUUUAAAAUGCAUAUGUACUUUUCCAUUGUUUUGAUGUAUUAAAGAAAAUAAAAGUUUAGUAAGGGUUACUCAGUAGGCAAGUCCAUUCAUUAGUGUGCUUGUGUUUUCAGAUGCAAUCGGAGAGAAGAAAACUCAGUCCUCUGUAGAUACUGACUUUCCUCAACACAAAGCUAGCUUUUAUUUUCUAAACUAAAAAUGUUGUUUAUUGAUGCAUGCUUUAAAAUAUGCUUAAAAGAAAUAAAAUAUAGGUUGACAAAAAUGGUUCAUAUGUUGCAUAUUUUUUAAAUUUAAAGUUAUUUUUAUAUAUUGUGUUUAGAAUUGCAAGCUCUGGGUAUCGACUGAUGCCAGCCUUCCAGAAGAUGAAAACUAUGAAGGCUGUAAGUAAAAGUCACAUCAAGUAUAAUUCAUGCAAUGUAUGUAGAACAUAAAACAAGUGUUCCUUUCUUUUGUUUAUUUCAAUUAAGCAAAUAAAUAUAUAUAUAUGGGAUGUGGGUGGUGCUGUGGGUUAAACCACAGAGCCUAGGACUUGCUGAUCAGCAGUUCAAAAGCACGUCAAGUGCAAGUAGAUAAAUAGGUACUGCUCCAGCGGGAAGGUAAACGGCGUUUCCGUGCGCUGCUCUCAUUCGCCAGAAGCGGCUUAGUCAUGCUGGCCACUUGACCCAGAAGCUGUACGCCGGCUCCCUCGGCCAAUAAAGCGAGAUGAGCGCAGCAACCCCAGAGUCGGCCACGACUGGACCUAAUGGUCAGGGGUCCCUUUACCUUUACACACACACACACACACACACACACACACACGUGUGUGUGUGUGUGUGUGUGUUGAAAAAGAGUGACACAAUUUAGGAUGCAGUGUAGAUUCUAAACACUGAAAUUAUAUGAAGAGAAUGUUACAGUAUUCUCUCUCCCCCCCAGUUAUGGAUUAUAGCUCAGCUUUAGACUUUCAGCAUCAUCUGGAGCCCGCAAGAGAGUCUGUUGGUUUUGAAAAUCCCCAUAUAAGGACAAAUUUCCCAGAGACAUGGAUUUGGCGUGAAAUCACAACAAGGUAAACAGAAAGUGUUUUCUUUACAUAUAAAUUCUUAUUUGAGAACAAUUAAUGUAAUGUAUUACCAGCGGAAGGAACUUCUCUGUAGCUUUUAAUACUUCUGUUGAAGAGUUUCCCAUCAAAUGGGCAUCUUUGCCGAGCACCAAUAUGCAGGACAGCCCAUUCUUGAAGAAUGUUAUAAACAAUGUUUUCUAGAGUUACAAAUAAGGAAAAGGGCAAAAUACUCUUAGAAGCUGGUUCAUACUUGAGUGACAAACACCAUAAAGUUUAACAGCAACAAGCAUUUAUUUAUAUGCCACCCAUCUGACUGGGUUUCCCCAGCCACUUUGGGCAGCUUCCAACAAAUUAAAACAUCAAGCACAGUGUAAAGCAGAAGUGCAUAUUUGUAGCAAGUAGUGGGCAUAUGUCAGGGGUAUGCUGCCAAUCUUGGAUCCUUUAGCAUGUGUCCUUUCUGCUCCAUGCUUAUGAACAUAUAUUUUUGCUUACCGCUUCAAAGUGUCUUCCACUCCAAAACACCAAUAUGUAUGUGGCAGGCACCCUUGUCUCAUAAAUAUAAAUAGAACCAUGGCCCUUAUGUAGAAACUGCAUAGCCUUCAUUUGUACCUUUGCAAAUCUUUCCUCAAACCGUUAACUUGAUUUAGCAAAUCAUUCAUUACUCCACCAGGAAAGUCAGCCUAGAUUUACUGACCAUUGUUGAUGUUUAUCCUUCUGAAAUUAUAUUUCUGCUUUCUUUUCAUUUUUAGAUCGACUGAAACAACACUGAAUGUCACUGUUCCUGAUACCAUUACUACCUGGGUAGCUAGUGCAUUUAUAAUAUCUGAAAACCUUGGACUGGGUGUGAUGAAAACGCCUAUUGAGGUAACAGAAAUUCAAGUGCAAAUACACCUCACCCCUCUGUAGAACCCUGAGCAUAGAGGUGUGAUUUCAUCUGCCAACAAUGCUAUGUCCAUGUGGUGGUGAGAAGAUGCAGCUCAGAAACUGAGGGCAUUCCAAAGGUGAAGGGCAUCUUUUUCAGAUAUUUGGUGCCUUAAACUUUAACAUUGCCUCAGCUGCCAUUUAAACCACAGGGAUGAGGAAAGCUGUGGAGGAGAACAGAGCAAGAGAAGAGAAUUAGCAGCAGGAAAAGGGCUAGAAGAGCCUUAUUGUUCUAGAGAGAAUAAGCCCAGUGGCAAGUUGGGUUUGUAGCCUAUCCUUGCCUCCCAAGAAAAGCUUUCUGAGGAAACAGGAAAGAUCCGGCGAAGGAAAAGACUGCAGGAAAUAGUUAGGCACUAGAGGGCACUCUAAUCUAAGAAAAAUAAUAAUAGGGUUAGGAUGAGUUGAAAGCAUCACUAUAAAAACAGACUUCAAAAUAAAUACAACCUUUUGCUACUUUAGUGAUGUGUCCUAUUCCCUAAAUAAUAUGGGAUACCUCAGAACCCUAACUCCGUAAUAGUGACAGAAGACAGCUGUUGGCUUGUGCUCUCAGGGCAGCAGAAGCAGUGGAAUGGCACUCAAACAUUGGCAUGUAGUUUGGCCCAAAAGCAGUUCUGCUUAAUGCAUUUACUAGAUAAGGAGUUGGGAAGCAUUAUUAGGACUGCGCGCCUAUAUCUACUCUGAGAAAAAGUCCCAUUAAACUUGCUUUUGUGUAAGGCUUUGUAGGAUUGCACCAUAAAGAUGAAUGAGCAGAAAUGGCCAGUUUCUUCAACCUGGGUGUAUUGAUCUUCCUUAGUCAGGCUACAGGCUGAACCUUUUGCAAACCCUCACAUUACUACUGCCACCCCCCUCUAAAAGAGCUAGUGAGGUUUCAGGUCCCUGGCAAAAGAAUCCACCAGGCACACUAGUGCAAAAUUAGGGGAAAUCUAGGAAGCUUCAAUGAUAAGGGGUAUGCCAGCCAACUUGGAGGGAAGUCAGAGACCAAUGCUGCCAUUUUGUCUUGCUAGUGUUGCUCUUGGCCUUCCUACCAGCUUGAUGACCCCCCCCUCAAAAAAAAGACUCAGUAAGAAAGCAUUGCAGAGGCAUCCCAGGCCUACUGUUAUCUUUUUGAGGAUCUUCCCUGUGCAGAAGUGGUGAUCAUGCUUCUGACUUGGCAAGUGCUGGUUUGGGAGAGAGUCAUUGGUGAGCCCACAAAUGUAUUGCAUGCCCAGGUACAGGGAGCCUGUGCCUGGCCAGGGCCCAGAGAAUGAUGACAAAUAAAGAGACAGGACAAAGUAUUGGGUUCAAACAGACCACAACUUUAUUGAUUACAGAUGUAUGUAGCCUUUGGUGUAGGCCGUGGGUAUGUACCCUGAAUCAGCCAGCCCGACUGUAGGUAGAAUAAUGGUUGGGUUGGCCCUGGGUUAAGGGUUGCUCUAUGAUAUACAUCAGUUGCAGGAAGUCAUACCAGGACUGCCAUCUCGGCAUCUGGACAGAAGCAACCCCUCUUGGAUCCCUUUAACAGGGUACCCUAUUUUUUUAUAGAAGGGGACUGACUCCCAAGCCCUGCCUCCCACCAAGACUAAGGAUCCAACCCAAUGCCAUAUCUGCCAACACGUUCUGUCAGUUUUCUAGCUGUUGUUGGACUCUGAUCUCUCUCAGCCCCAGAUAGCAUGCCCAGUGGUUAGGGAGGAUGGGAGGUGUAGUCUCAUCGACAUCUGGAGGACCAAAGGUUCCCUCGCCCUGUUUUAGGAUAAGAUAGUACAGUGGCACCUCGGUUUUUGAAUGUAAUCCAUUCUGGAAGACCAUUCAAGUUCCGAAACGUUCGAAAAAUGAAAACUCAAAACAGAAGCCUCAAAACAGAAAUCUCAGUAUGGAAAGCUCAAUACGGAAGCCACGUUUCCGGUUCGACUUCAGAGGCACGUUCGAGCUUACAGCAUUCGAGUUCCAAAACGUUCAUCAACGGAGACGUUUGAAAACCGAAGUACCACUGUAUAUAAGUUUAUUUUUUCUUCUAAAAAAAAUUACAUAAAAAUAUACUCAUUAGUGAACCUCUUGAACAAUAUUCAGUAUCAAAUCUGAUAUUAUAAUCAAACAAGAAGAGUGGUUGAGGUUUGGGGUCCAGGCUUCCAUCUGGCAGUUAUAUAUGAAAACAAAACAUUUGAUUAUGAGAAUACCUCAUUCAUGGAUUUGGAUCUGGAUAUUAACUUUUAUUUCAAGCUCAUUUGAGAUUAAGGUCAAUAUUCCUUUUUCCUCUGAAUGUAGUUUGGCAGAGACUGAUCAGUCCUGGUGAUUUCUGACUAUGAAAGUGCACGCUUGGCUGAACGUGCCAACCGUUGAGUAGUCUUUAAUGAAUCCAUAGCCAAGAUUCCACUUCACUUCUCACAAUGACUUAAUUUCCCUCCUGUACAUUGUUGGAUUGCUCGGUGUCUAUUUAAAGUUCCAUAUGGUGAAAACAUGUUAUACAUUGACACAUGCAAAUAAUAUUUUUACAAAAACAUAUAACUGAGCACAGGUUUUAUAGAUACAGUGUUAAUAAGCUUACAGGGUUUAGGAAUGAGCCUUAUCUGGUAUUAAUUAAAAUCUGUGAUGGGUAUAAUUUCCUAGUGGGUGCUCCUUGCAAGCACAACAUAAUUCACAAGUGUGAAUUGAGAACUUUGUGUACAGUGAGUUUUUCUUCUUUUUCUGAGCAUCAGUUUCACCCACCCUCUGCCUCACUCUACUGACCAUAUCACAGUCUAUUUUGGAAUAUAUUGACCGGUGGGACUGCUGCCUGAAAAUAUGGGGAAAAGCCAUUCUUUAUUCAUGCUAUCCCUUACACAUGUGCAGAGAGCCCCAGUGGAUUACAGGGUGGCCAACUUUUAUUUUCAAAAUAUUAGUGAUAUGGGGGUAGAGAUGGAGUGAAGUUGGGCAGAAACUGGUAUAUCAGCUUUGGAGCCUGGAAUAAUCUGGGUGGGGUGGACUUUGGCAGGAUUUGGAGCUCAGUGCCUUUGGAUGCUAGUAUUUAUUGCCUGAUAUAACAUAGCUCUUCUGGUCUGGCUAAUCAAAUAAUAUCUGGUUGGCAACCCUACUUGCAUCACAACAGCUACAGUCUUUAACCUACUUUAAUCAAAAUAUGCUCAGUAAAUAUAUUUUGCUCUUGAACCAGCACCUAAAGUUAUUCUAAUAUAGGCAACAGUAAAUUCUUUUUUAAGUGUAGGAAACAUGCCCCAAGAACUAUCUCAUACUGUAGCUAUGCAAGGUUCAGGGGCUAAAUGCUGUCCUGGGCAUAUAAGAGUGCCAUAGUUGUGAAAGAGACGCAUCUUUGUAUGUGUGCGAGUUGAGAGAUGGGGCAGCUGUGUUUUGGAGCCCCAUAUUCAAUCUGUGCAGCUAUAUGUCAGCUUCUAGCAUGCCGGCUGAGGUACUUCAAGAAGUGCACGACCUACAAAAUUUGCUAUGUGAAAGUUGCACCCCCCCAUUUCUUAGCAUACUGAUGUUUGUUUUUAGUCAAUUAAAUUCUAACUGGCCAAUGGUCAAGGUCUGUUGUGAAAAGUUCUAAUCAAAAACCAUCUGCAUUUAAAUUGUAUUCUGCUGAACAACUAACCUAUACACCACAAGGGUUCACUGUUGUAUAACUUUUUAUAUUUUUCAGUUAGAAGUCUUCCAGCCCUUUUUUGUUUCCUUAAACCUUCCUCCUAGUGUUACAAGAGGAGAAGAGAUUGUUUUGGAAGUAAACCUCUUUAAUUAUUUGAAAGAAGGCACUGAGGUAAACAUUCAUUCAUUUGUUCAUUUUCUAAUAUUAGGUGGAAUCCAAUGGUGUCUGUACGUGAGCAGAAUGGCCUUCUCACACAACAAUUCACAUUUGUUCUCUGCACCCUUGCCUGCAUGCACCCAACCCUCUGGAGCAAAUUUGGGUGUGUGUAGGGAGUGUAAGGUGAGGAGAGCAAGAGGAAGUCCUGUUGUGUGAGAGGAAGUCCAUGCACACAAUUUUAGAUUUUGCCCAUGAUGUCUUGUAGUUGCCUUAUCUUUGCUGUUGCCAGCUCUUAGUUAACCUUUGCUGGGGUAGUUCAUGGUCUUGCUGGAGCAUGGAUUCAGAGAUAGACUGUUUAAGUCUAUCGGUUACUGACCCUAGGGGGUGGGGUGGGGAGUCAUUUUGCAAUCGGAUUUUGUCGGGUUUUUUUAUUUGGCUUAGGCUGUGAUCCUACGCAGAUGUUCUAAUGAGUAAGCUACCUUGAACACAGUAAGAAUUGCAGCUGAGUAAACAUGCAUAGAAUCAUGCUGUAUGGAUGGGCUUGGACAGAAGCGCAGAUUGAAUUUUGAUGCCAAUUGGACUGUUUUUGGUACAAUACAGAACGUUAUAGCUAAGUGUGGCUUUGCCUUAGCAGAAAAUGCCUCCAUUUGCACAAGUUUCACAUGUUGUUUUGCUUUUGACAUUUACUCUGCACUUUCUUCUUUUCUCUGUCCUAUCUCCUGGUGUCAUAUUUGUCUCACUUUCCAUUCUCCUAGUUCCCAGUUGCCCACCCCCUUCUUUCUUGUUUGUGUUUUCUUGAGUGUUGCUGGGUACUCUAAGGUUGAUGUAUCCUGGCGGGCCCACCCACGUUAUAAUUGGUAGUAGUCACAUCCAUGUGAAAUCCUUUCUGUGCCUCCUGGUAAAUGUCACAUUAAAUGUCUUUUCUAGUAGCACAAAAUAUAUGUUAAUUAACCACUUUUUUUAUAGGUUACGGUGACCCUUGAUACAAGUGACACCUUUGAAAUCCUUAUUGUUUCUAAUGAUAUAAAUGCCAUGGGAAACCAGCGAUCAGUAUGGGUACCAAGUGAAGCUGCAAAGACUGUUAUUUUUCCAAUCAAGCCAAAGCAAAUUGGAGAGAUUCCCAUCAGAGUGACGGCAAUAUCUCCCAUUGCUUCUGAUGCUCUUUUACAGAAAGUAUUAGUGAAGGUAAUUUAAAUCAUUAAUUACACAAGCUGUUUGUCGGAUGGAUGAACCACUUUUAAAAGUUGCACACAGUUGAUAAUUAGUUUUAAGUAUUUACGGGAAGUUUCUAAAGGGAGUGAUGAUCUGAGUGUUGUAAGAACCCAAUUUGUGCUUAACUCUGGAGCUGUGUCUAGGUUCUGCAUAGAACACAGAAGAAACAUGGUCUCUAUGCGGACAGGACAAAACUGAAGUGGGAAGACAGAAUCUGAUGAAAGGAUUAGCAAUAUUGAGAAGGAUAAACUUAUUACUACAGGAAAAUAAUGAUUCUAACAAAUCUCAUGUUGAAGGUUACAUAAUUAAUAUCUCAGCCAUAACACAUUUGCUGUGAAAUAAGUUUCCUUGGUUUUUGAGGAAAUUACAUUAAUGGAGCACUGCUUAGUACUGAUAUAUCUAAAACCGGUGAUAGUCAGUGUUUGCAUUUGAGCAUAGCUUGAGAUGGAAGAAUCUGUCAAUUUUAGAUUCUCUCUGUUCCUCAUUUUUCCAAUAUUAAGUUCCCUUCUCGGCAUGGUUAAGCAAUAUGUCUCAACCAGGCCACUCACACCGCAGCUUCAGGUCUGCUGUUCACUUCCAGACCAUGAGACUUAAAGCACUUAUUUCUGCACAUAAAGGUAUAAUACACAAAUACUAGAACUGUUUUGUAAAGUACGUGGCGCAUUAAUUUAGUAGAUCAUUGUUUAUGAAGUCAGGCAUGUUUAUACAGUAUCUGAACUGGCCCUUAAGGUAUAUUUGGGUUCCACAUGAACCAAGACUAACAUGGAAGUUGUGCACCACUUACAAACUACAGUGUUAAGCAGUAUGUAAUUGCAAAUUGUUGAAAUAAAAAUGUGAAGAAGCUUUAUGGUUGUUUUCUGCACAAAAAUAGGCUUAAAUUGUGCUCAUUGAAAACCUUCGCAUUAAGCUAUUAAUUAUUAGGAAGACCCAACUCUGUUGCAGAAAACUUCAUGGCAGAAAUUUAUUAGUCUUGAAAAGAGUUUAUAUAUUGUCAUAAGAUGCAAUUUUGAUAACUUGUUAUUCAAAAUUAAUACUGCACAUCAGCUCUUGUGAAGCAAAAAUCCAUGAGGAUAUGCAUUGUUACAUUUUUGCUUCAUUUCCCAAUAUCAGCACUGCCAAUGCAAUCCUAUACAAAUGUCUACUCAGACAUUAUUUCCAUUGAGUUCAGCGGUGCUUAAUCCCAGCUAAGUCGAUACAGGAUUGCACUCUGAGAUCUGUAGAGGUCCGUGAUAUUGGGAGAAGUGCACAAAGAACUACCAUACCUAAUAACUUUUGGACAUGCAUCUAGUCUUUGUUUAUUUUUUCACAGGCUGAGGGAUUAGAACAGUCUCACUCAGAGACAGUUCUUUUGGACCUGUCCAAAAGAAUAGGAUUUGAAACGAAAAGACUGAACUUCACUUUUCCCUCUGAUGUAGUACCUGGCAGCGAAAGAGUGCAAGUCACAGUUAUUGGUAAGCAUUUCACUCCUCUUACAUUGUUUCAUUUUGAUGCCUGCUGGCAAAUAAAAAGUAAAUAUGAAACUGAAAUAUCAGUAAGAGUGUGCUCUAAUUGAUUGCUGAAUUAUUCAGCAUGCAAGUUAUUUUGUUACUGGUAUGGUAUCAUGACUGGUUUUGAAUAGAUAAAUUAUCCCUUGCCUGUGAGAAUAGGUGGAAGUGUUCCAUGUCAGUGAAAAGGAAAUGCUGUGCAGGCUAUUUCUCAUAUAACCCAUUAAUUUCAUCCUCCUUUUUUAUUGUUAACAUACAGUGUUGAAAACUAAGAUAUGAAAGCUAGGAGCUAAAUGGCACCUUAAAGCUAGGUUAUGGGCGCAACAACGGAAUGUCUAGGCACGCUUUUUUAUAACAAUAAUACAAAGCUGAAAAUGAAUGAACUGCAGCUAAAAUAUUAUUUUCAUUUUUCACAUGUUCUAAUCCUUUCCCUGCCCAUCACCCUAAUAUUCUUAACAGGGUCUCUUGUCCAGUCUUCAGAGAGUAUCUGGAAGUGGGGAGCCAGAAAAAAGUCCUCCUUUCCUUCCACAUUGCAGCUCAGAAACAGCUUGGGCUAAUGAAAUUCCCUGUCGCAAAAUGUGCCUAGAACAAUGGAAGUUUCAAACACUGCUAACAUACUAGCAUAGCUCUGUAGAGUAUUGUAUACCUGCUGGACAUUUCUGGGUUUUUUGUUGUUGUUGGUCUUCAGUUUUAUAUGUUAUUACCAUCAAAUUUUAAAAAGACAUUGAUUUAUUAUAUUUUGUUUUAUGUUGAGCUCCUAGUGGUCUCAUAUCCAGGAGAUUAAUCAGGUCUGCACUUGGUGAAUUUCAGCAAUGCUGCAGCCUCAGAUACUCUUGGCCCAUUCCCUAGACUCACAUUAUCAGCAGAAGUGAUAAAGUGUACUGCAUAUGUAUGAUAAUUUCAGUUAUUGUGUGUCUGCUUCAUUGAAGUGCAUGAGUAUAUUAGGGUAUCCUUUAGAAGUGAUGCAAAGAAAACUCGCAAAGUGAUUAACUCAACCUUCCACAUUUUUCUACUGGCGUUUCCGUUACGUUGUCUUGUGAACUGUAUCUUUCAGGAGACAUCCUCGGCCCCUCUAUCAGCGGUUUGGACUCACUGAUCAAGAUGCCUUAUGGCUGUGGGGAACAGAAUAUGAUCAAUUUUGCACCCAAUAUUUAUGUUCUGGACUAUCUGGCCAAAGCAGGAGACCUGAAGCCCAGACUUAAAUCAAAAGCCAUGUCAUAUAUGAGAGAAGGUAAGAAUCUGUUUUUGGAGAAGAGCCUGCCAUUUAUUGUGGGUUUCUAUUAAGGUUUGAGGGGAGAAAUCAUUCCUCCUGCAUGGAUUGCUUUCCCUUUUCCCUAUACACGCCUCAGAUGUGUGAUGGAUAGAUAGAGGGGCAGAAUGGGCAGAAAAUUGCAAACACUGAGACAAUUUUGUGAGCCCUGAAAGCUUGCCAGUGGCAGCUGUCACAAUAAGAAAUGACCAGGACUGUACACCUCCUGUAAUGUGUGUAACAAGGUAAUUCAAAUUCUACAUUGCCCACAGACAUGGUUUAAGUAUAGUUUUGCAAUAAACUCAGUUUAACUGUACCUUCGGAAUCCUAAUACAACUGGAAACAUAAAAAGAUAAAAAAUCUGAAGAAGCUAGUUUUCUCACCCAAAACCAUAUUAUCUGUUUCUUCUUUACUUAAGUAGAGUUGCGACAUACACAGUCCUGACUUCCAAACUGCUCUUGCACCACACAGGUUGCAUCCUUUUUGAACACAAUUGGGCAGAUUUAAUCUUCAGUGUAGGACUGUUGACUUUGGUACUGUCAUGUUACAACUAAAUUUGGACUUGCAUCCCAGAUCAGUCUCCCACAAAGAAGGAACAAAGGCCACCGACAACAGAAACGGUUUUGUUUGCUUUGCUGAACUCCAUGGGUUGUAUUUGGCCUGACAACUGGACUUUGGCCACCCUAAAGUUACACAGUUAGUUUCAAAAAUAAUGAACAUCUGUUUUUUAAGCAACUUCUUUGAAGUUUGCAAGCAAUCUGUCACUCCCUGUAGAUUGAUUUAUACUAUCAUAAUGUUUUUAACUUCUCCAAACAUUAGUUUCAUUAAAGCUAUUUUUAAAUGAGUCAUAACUGUAUUGUUAAAUUUGUCAUUCAGUGAUACACUGUUUAACUUAAAUCAUGCUUGGCUUUGGGAUUUACAAUGUUUCUUUGCAGUCUUUUGCAGCCAGAAUAAAAGCUAUCAUGGAAUAGCUUUGAUUUUAAAAUAGAAAAAUACUUCUCUCCAUCUCGUUUUGUUUUGUUUUGUUUUGUACAGUUGCUUCUUAUGGUCCUUUUGGAAAGGCUUAUAUUUAUACAUAUUCUUUUAUACAUCGUGAUCAUAGUCUACCCAGUGUAGCAUAAAAUAAACUUUAUAUCAUAUGUUUGAAUUCCUUUAAAAAUGUUUUUCUAUACUUUGCUUGAUGAUUAUGAAUAGCUUUUUGUUAUGCUACACUGUCAAUAAAAAUCAUCCAGUACACCACCUUUUUAACAUUUCUAAGUUGGAACGUCUUUGAAAACAGUAUACAGUGUUCCUUUCUAAAGCUCGCCUAAAAGUUCAAUCCUACACACUUUUGCACUGAAGUAACUCCCACUGUAUUGGAAGGUGUUUGCACCCUAAUGAGUGUGUUUGGGAUUGCAGUUCAUGCUACAGUUUCUCACCCAUACUCGUAAAUGACUCAGUGGCCAUUUCAUGCAUUACAUUUGUAAGGUGUGCUUUUUAUUUAUGGAAAUAACUGCUCUAAAAAGGUGAAAUGUCAACGCAACAGAGACAGGUAUUGUAUAGGGACACUCAUCAGGAAAUAGUGAUUGGCAGUAGAUUAUAAUUUUUUUUGGUGUAUGUUCGUUGACUAACCCAGGUUUGCUUCUUUCUGUCUAAACUGUGAAAUGUCUCUGGUGUGUCCUCUGUAGUUUAUAAUAAUUGCUUCUUGACUGUCCAGUGGAUCCAUUGGUUCUCACUUUUCUUUUGGUAGGGUCAUAGCAUGUAACAUGUGCUCAUGACACAAAAGUAGUCCCAUUAAGGUAAACUUGUGUUUUUCCUACAUAGGAGAUUAUCUCUAGCCAAGUUGAUUGUAAAAUAUGAAGUGACUCUAAAUUACUGAUUUACACACAUUGAGAUUAUGCGUUGUAUUCAACUAAGUUUUACUCUAGAGCAGACCCACCACUUAAAAUUAAUGAACACAACUAAGUUGGGUCCAUUAAUUUCAGUGGGUCUGCUUUGAAUAAAACACAGUUGAAUACCACCUUGUGGUUUUAUUCUAACAGCCGAGUUAUUCCUAAAGGCUAAUUCAUUUGGUCAUUUGAUCACUUCAUACAAGUAUUUUUUUAAACACAUUUUGAGAUAUGAGUUCCUGCCAGGUGGUGUUUAUAUGGGUUGGUGGUUUCAGUCUGUAAAUUGUAGGGAUUGACUCUAAUCAAAAGGCAUUACAAACAUCUUAGCUUUAGUGCACAAACAUGGUUCUCUUUUGGCCAGUUUGUUUUACAUCUCUGUGUGUGUGUGUUUGGGGAAGUAUAAUGGUGGUAAUAUGUCGUAUGGAUGAUGUAGUUUAAAGUGCAAACUAGGAGAGAUUAUGCUUCCAAGCCCAGCCCUCUGAUUUUAUUAUUUUCCUGCUGUUUGUUAAAGGGGUGCUAAGUGAAUUGCACCCUUUAUCUGGGUUGAUUGAUUUUAAUUUUCCUAAAUGUUUCCACCUCUGUCUCACUUCCAGAAAUGCACUGGGUUGGCUCACCAGGUGUGUUUUAUGCCAGACCAAUCUCCCUGCCCCCUCACCCCUCUCUCUCCUGGUACACGACAGUGAUCCCCACCCGCCAAUUAGAUAGUGCAGCUGCUCUGUUCUACUUGGCAAGCUUCUGCCCACUUCUUUCUUCUGCUGAUUUUUCACUUUCAGAUUGGGAGCAGAGCUAGCAUAAUAUAUAUGGGAUUAAAAAACAAAACAAAAUCCAAGACUUAAAGAAUACUCAGGAGAGAUAGAUAUAUGGGACUAUCAUGGUUCAGAUAACAUGGGUUCUGUUAGUAAGAUUACACAAGUCAUUCACUUUAUCUGCUCCCAUGCACGCUGAAGAGUAAAAUGUGAGUGCGAUUCCCUGAAUACAGUUUUAAACUAGAAAAGUAUAUUUCACAUUUCACUUUAUCACAUAAGGUCCCUGGGUAAGCGCUUCUCAGAAUCAGUUUAUUAGCAGUGGGAAAAAUAAUUGGGCUUCAUGAUGAAGGAGUUAAGUACUUUGCCCCUGAAGCUUGCUAGCUGACCUUUGGCCAGUUGCCUUCUCUCAGUCUGACCUACCUCACAGGAGUGUUGUGAGGAUAAAAUGGCAGGUGGAGUGGAAUAUAAAUGUAAUAAAAAACAUAAAUCAGUAUUUGAAUUCUUUCUGUAUAAUAUUCCAAUUCAGCCUCCCAUUACAUUACGUACAUCAAUUAGUGCAUCAGCUUUUUGAUUAUCUGAGACUGUAAACCCGCUGUAAUAAGGAAUUUCUCAUAGAUCUUGCUUUUUAUAAGACUACUUUGUAGUUGAGAUGCAUUAUUCAACCAAGCAUGAGUAGCAGUUUGGUUCCUAUAAGGUUUAGCAAUUAGUCUGCAGUGGAUGCCUAGCUGGGAGGUGAUAAACCUAUUGAAUAAACUUAGCCCAACUGUCAUACGAUGCUGUUCUCAUCUUUCAUUUCUCCAGGAUACCAAAGAGAGCUUCUGUAUCAAAGAGAUGAUGGUUCUUUCAGUGCUUUUGGAAACAAAGACAACUCUGGCAGCACGUGGUAAGUGUUCAGUAAACAACGUGCAUCUUUAAUAGUCUUGAAGUUAGCAAGAUGCAUCAAUUAUGUUUUGGUACAGCAACCAACUGCCAAAACCAGAGUCAUGUACUAGUCUUAAGUUAUUAUAAUUCUUAGAGCUGGAUGUGUACACCCGUGACUCACAUCCUAGGUCCUCAUAUGCAGUUCUUGCAUAUUACCCAGAAAAUGUAUAAAAUGUAGUUGAUGUCUGCAGAUUCCCCAAGGAUGAAGAUUACAAGUUUUAGUAGCUGCACAGCAAGUACUAGGCAUAAAAUGCACAUACAAAGUCACUAAGGCAAAUGGGAAUGGCUGCACCUACAGGCUAGUAUAGCUUUUCUUCUCCCAACACCAGGCCAUGUUGAUGCUAAGUUUGCUGCUGCUGUAUUUGCAGCUAGAUCAUUCAUCUGCCUUCCCAUCUUUCACCUAGGGGCAUUUGCAGGUGUUUGCAUGCAAUACCGCUGCUCCUUUGACAAUCUGAUUGUUGUUGGUGGCAAGGGGAAAAAAUAGAGAAUUUCUGGAUGCCAAGUUCUUGUUUUGGGUCAAGUAAUCUUUGGUGAGAGAACCCCACUAGAGAUUUAAAAUUAUGCAGCAAAGUAAAGCAUAGGAAUAUAGGCUUUUAGACCUUUAAAAUAUGCUCUGUUGAGUUCCUUCCAAAGUCCCCCUGUUCCCCUAGCAUAGAAAAAGACCACAUGUUUGGUAAGAUAGAAAUACUUUACUUACAAACUCUCCAAAAGUCAGAUUCAUGUGCUUUUCCUUAGUUAGAAAACACAAGCAGUAAUUGCCUUAGCUACAGUGGUGAAAGUUCCUAAAUUAUAGAGAUAGGAACACAAGAAAGGCUUGUUAGAGCCAUGCAAUGUUAGCUGCAGCAGCCAGUUCAGACAUCACACGUUGAGCUUCUAAGGUAGACAGUGGGACAAAAAUAGGCUUGAUUACCUUCCUCCUGAGGUGAAGGGAAGUGACAUAGCUAAGCCUGGCAGAACAGCUUACUCUGUGGCAUCAACUCCUUCAUGCAUUAAUUAGAGUUAUAUGAAGCUGGUUAUCCCUCAAAUGUGUGGGUCUGGGUGAGUGUCGUGGGUCACUAAAUAAUUUCAGGAGAGGGGUGGAAAGUGAAUGAUCUGGCUUUAAAGGUUGGAAUGCUUGGUUGCCAUCUGCUACGAACUCUUGGAGGAUGAAGCAAUUGUUCUGACUUCACACUGUAGUUCUUGCAUUGUAAUUUGGCAUAUCCGUGCUCUCUCAAUAGAAAAAGCUGGUGGCUAUUUCCAAGUAUUUCUUUUUAAGAGCUGCUUUGCAUGUUUCACACUUGAGAAUUUUUUCAUAAUGUUGUAGAAUAUGCCCUAAAUACUUUUAUUUAUUUAUCUGCACUCAGAGUUUGCAUUUCCACUGAAGAGCACAGAGGAGCUUACAUAUGGUUCCCAUAUGGCCUCCUGUUCAGACAGUUUACAAGGCCAGACAUGUUCAUGAAAAUAUGUAAUAAACAAAUUGUACCAAUUGUAUGCAAUUAGCACAUGCAAGGCUUGUUUUAAGCCUUCCAGUGCAUAUAUUUGUGAUAUUUUCUUAAACACAUUGUGCAAGUUAAAUUAAAGAAUGGGAUCUGUGGAAGUGUUUAAUUCCUACAUAUUUAUUCUUCACUUCUCCCUAGGCUAUCGGCUUUUGUGUUAAGGAGUUUUAUUCAAGCUCAGCCAUUCAUAGAUAUUGAUUCAUCUAUCCUGGAGACAACAGCUGCUUGGAUUGUUAGACAUCAGAAGCACAAUGGGGAAUUCCAGGAGCCUGGGAGAGUGCUGCAUACUGAACUGCAAGGAGGAACUAACAGCUCUGUCUCUCUUACUGCUUAUAUUAUGACUGCACUAUUAGAGUACCAAACAGAUAAGGUAGUUAUAACCAUAGAAGCCAACUCCUAGGAGCUGAGGUUCCUUUGGCGCCCCUAAUAAAAUAUUUGAAGGGGCCAAGCCUCCCCAAAGUUGACGGGUGUUGGUGAAUGUGUCCAUCAGACCAAAAAAGGUUGGUCAGUCCUGAUUAAAGGAACAGCUAGACAAAGGGCUUAUCCACACUUACCUUUCCUUUGCUCUUUCCAGGCAACGGUUCGCAAUAGCUCUGAGAUUGAGCACCUCCUUUUUGUGUUCUGGAGCUUUCCCUGAGAAACCUGCUCUUUGAAGCUGAAUUGGAGCAAGUGUUAAUCUGCAGAAAACCUGAAUUGAUGUUGCUCUAAUUAAGCUUUAAAGAGGAGGCUUUUGUUGAGAAACCCCACUUGGAGGCAAAAGGUAAGUGUGGAUAAAUCCAAACUCUGUCCAACUUGGGCUUGCAUGUUAAGAAAGAUCUAUUUUAUUUCUGUUAGCCCAGGAAUGGGUUUCUCUUCAUUUUUAUUUUCAUUUAUCUUCAAAAUGCAAUUUGUAUUUCCCCUUUCAUUGCAUAUUUUCUGUUGUGUGUUUUGCAUGAUCAAGGAGCUAUACAAGGCACUGAAAUCUCCCCAUCUCCACUAAGCAUCAUCUGGAUCCUGAGAUUUCAGCAGGUCUUGCCCACACCCUUUCAAGCAUCUUUUCAGCCAUAAAGGCUAGAAACUUGCUGUUUUUAAAAAGAAAGCUAAGAUUCUCAGGCCGCUGGAUUAUGUGAUCAAGCCAACAUUCUGUUUUUUUGUGGAAUUACAGCAUACGCACAACCCUGACAUUAAUGUAUGAAGAUUGCAAUUUAGCAUUUGCUUGGUUAAAGGGAGUUCAUAGCUUAUUUCAUAUCUUUCUUUCUGCAGUAUGAUUAUGCUAUAAGAAAAGCAUUGGACUUUCUGGAAUUUAAAUUAAGUGAAGGCAUAUCAGAUAAUCAUACGCUUGCCCUUGUGACUUAUGCUUUAUCGCUGGCAAAGAGUGUGGAAGCAAAGCAAGCUCUGGACCUACUGAAUGAGAGAUCAGAACAUCAAGGUAGUGUAAGACAGCUGAAUUUACAAUUGCGGAUGGUACAACCAUUAUGGUAGUACAGGGUUCUCAUACUUUCUAGCCCCAGGAUCCAUGUGACAUAACUGAGGUCCACCAGUCACAAAAUGGUGGUGCAGGGGCCAAACCAGUCACAAAAUGGUGGCAGAUGGAAGCAGAAUUUGGCAUGGGUAUUUUUUCCUCACUUUUUAAUUUCCUUCAACAGAUUCUCUUCCUCUUUCCCGUCAGAGGAGGGAAAUCCCCCUUCCCUUACCCCAAACAUGUCUAUCUUCCAGCCAUGGCACUUAUUGUGGGGUGAGGCAGGCAAGUGAGGAGGCACUGGCCAGGCUGAGGCCCACCUGAAAGUGGCUUGUGUUCCACUGGUGGAUCCCAACCCACUGUCGGAGAAACGCUGUGUUAGUAUAAAGAAAGUGUAAAUCAAACCUAUAGAACCUGAGAUACAGCAUUAUUUAUAACCCUCCCCAACAAAACCCUAGUUAUAAAGGUGGUCACUGAUUUUAAUUUUGAGAAUAUUAGGAAUGCUUCUGGAACUUAAUUUGAGCUUUGUAUGCUUCUUCUUGAAUAUACAAAAAGUGGAUUACCUCCUUUCUUUUAUUUGUUAAAUCAAUAAGUUUACAUUAAUUUGUCUGCCCAUGCAUGCAUCAUACUCAUUUUCAAGUGGAACCUGCAACAAAAGAUUACAGUGUGGAGUGUUCCUGUUGAAGAUUCUAGCUAGGCAGACAUACUCUUUUCAAAAUAAUUGAUAUUUGAAAUUGUUGACUGUAUGUGGACUUCAGACUAUUAUAGUUCUUCUUCUUCUUCUUCUUCUUCUGUUGUUUGUUGCUGCUAUGUGAAAAGUUUAUUCUUUUUUGCAGAAGACCUCAGAUUCUGGAUAUCACAAGCUUCUCAACUGUCUGAUUCCUGGCAGCCUCAGUCUGUAGAUAUUGAGGUUGCAGGCUAUGCUGUUUUGUCUCAUGCUAAACAACAGAGAUUAUUAGAGGGGAUCCCUAUUAUGAAAUGGUUAAGCCAGCAAAGAAACCACCUGGGAGGCUAUUCUUCUACACAGGUUAGAGAGGCAUCUUUAAAAAAUUCACUGUUGUUGUCUUUUCAUAAUUAAUAUUAGUCUUUUUUGUGGCUCCAGCCAUGUCGUAUCUCCUUUAAACCUUAGACAGGAAACUUCAAAAAGCACUGUUUUGAACUUGUGAUAAAUUAAGUGCUUGGUAAUUGGUUUCUAAAUUGCAAGGAGUUCAUUUGUUUUUGAGGAUGAAAGGAAGAAAUGCUUGAUUCUUCAAGGGAGCCAUUCAGUACCUUCUACAAAAUGCAUGCCAAAGCCACAGCCUGGUUGCUUACAGGCCUAGAGCAUGGUCUGUGGACAAAUGUUGCAGCAAAGUAGGGUUUGAUGUGACCAACACAUGAAUGGAGAAUCCCACCUUGAGUUCUGUGACGAAAGAAAGGUGGGAUAGAAGUGAAGUGAAAUGAAUUCUUUACUGAUGGGUAUUUGCUACUUGGAAAAGCCAUUCAUCAAAUCAUUAAAACCUAAGAAAACACUUAACAGAUUGCUCUUUGAUAAACAGAAGGCUUUCCAAUUGGUCUCUUCCAGAUCUCUCGGGAGUGUUCCAUAAAAAUGAGUGUGAGCAAGUGUGGCAUAGUAGAUAGAAAACUGAAUUUGGAUUGAAUUCAAAACUGAGGUUAGGUCUGAGUGUACACCAUAAUGAUGUUUGACCAAUUACUUUAUCUAGGAUCAUAGAAUUGUAGAGUUGGAAGAGACCACAAGGGUCAUCUAGUCCAGUCCUCUGUAAUGCAGGAAUCUUUUACUCAACCGGGGCUUGAACCUACAACCCUGAGAUUAAGAGUCUCAUGCUCUACCAACUGAACCAUCAAUAUUAGCAACAAACUGGCACAGCCCAUUCCAUGUUCCAUGAUUGUUCAAUGUUAGCAUUCCAAUUCCUGCAUUUAUUUUUAUGCAGCAGUUCUGUUUCUCGUGCUGGGCGUUGCAUCUGCCAGCCUCAUCUCCCAUUGCUUGUGUCCAUGGGUCCUAUGUACUUACAUUGAGCUAUGAAUAGGCUGGAACAGAACUCUGGCUGGCUCUAGCAUUGGUCCAAGCUACAUGUUUGGAGCAGCGGUUCAGAGACUCCUGUGUGUCUCAUCUCAAAGAGCAAAACAAUCUAACUGUUAAGGCAGGCUGGAACUUACUUACUUUAGAGGCAUCUGUAUUAAACAAUAAUUUGUUCUUGCUUCGCUACAGGACACUAUAGUGGCCCUGCAGGCUUUGAGUGCCUGUGCAAUGCUUACUACUGGCAUUGAAACAGAAAUGGAUGUAACAGUCAGUCCAUCUAGCGAAAACGAUCCAGUUGUGUUCAGAAUUAAUAAUGAAAACCGCUUACUUCUCAAGACCAAAGAGGUACUGUAGUAAAGAAGCCCUUCUGUUUUCAGGGUAAUGCAUUCAGUUCAUUGUGCUCUUUUGAACAUGCUAAUACUCACCAUUGUUUUUAGGUUGCAGCUACACAGCCAGUGGGAGUUACAGUUUUUGCAAGCGGCCGUGGCUUGGGACUCUUCCAGGUAUGUGAUGUUGCUUUUGUGGAACUUUCUUUUCAGAAGGCUAUUUGAACUAGAAACUACGAUCAGAGGUGAAUUUAGGGGUGUGCAAUUGGCUCACCCGCACUGGUCGCUGAGCUAACAGGGCGCUACAACAGUGAUUUAGAACAGAAGGCGGGUGGGUGGUGCCAGAUUUUGGCAUUGCACAGGAUACCACUGAAAUUUGAAAGCCCUAAGUCCAUCACUGCUACUUUUUAGGUGGAUUACAUUUUCAUUGUCAAAAGUGGACUCAAUAUUAUGUGAACUAGGCCACUUACUAGAGUCCCUGUGACUUAAUUAACUUGGAUUUUUCCAGUGUGUUUUAUCUGCCCCUUGUACUGGAUUCUCUUAAAGCGCUCUAUCAUUCAAUUAUAACAAUCAUAUGAUAACUAGUAAGGCCGUCCUUAACAUAAAGAAUCUAUGGUUUGGUUUUUAAUUCCUUUGGGCAGAUGACCUUCACCCAAUGGAAUUUUUCCAUCCCUUCCCUCUUAUGAGAGUAUUUGUGUUUGGCUACAUUUAUGUUUGGUAUCUGCCACCAUUUGUAGAUGCUUCCAGAAGAGAUAAUGUUGUUUGUAGUUUGAAGGUGGCAAGAGUUCAGAAUAUAGGUUAGCAUAGAAAUCCAAUACCUUUAUCGCAUAUUUUUGUCUUUAAUUCCCAUAGAAGGUAUUAAACUGAGUGCAUAAAUUACAUGAAUCACUUUCCAUGAUGACUUGAAUUCUGUGCAACAAACAAACUAAUCUGCAGCAGAUAAACAGUAAUCAGCCAUUCAUCAGCUGUAAUUCAACACUGGCGGAAGUUGAAGAGUAAACUAUAUGUUAUUCCUGUAAAAUCUCAGUAAGAGACCAGAGCAUUGUAAAUUGGAAUUAUUCUGGUGUGUGCAUUUUCAUAAAUGCUGUUUCUGAUUACCAUAAAGUUCAAAUGUGUUUGAGAAUAAUUUCAGUUCCAGCAGUGGAGGCCAAGAAUUCUGUCGGUAUCACAGAAGGCAAUUGCUUUCUCAUCCAUCAUAUUUGAAGGUAGUGGAGUUAGCAAGAAUUGUUUCCAACAACAGUCAGACUGCUAAAAGUUAACAACAAAUGCAAAAUAUCACAAGCUUCUUUUUAAAUAAUGAACCUAUCAGACUAAAUUUUAAAUCUAGAAUUAAUCAAACAUAAGCAUUCUGUAAUGGGUUUAAAUUUAUUGCAACAAUAAAUUGACUUCAAGCACUAAGUACAUAAGGGAUGCGGGUGGCUCUGUGGGUUAAAUCACAGAGCCUAGGGCUUGCCGAUCAGAAGGUCGGUGGUUCGAAUCCCUGCAACGGGAUGAGCUCCCGUUGCUCGGUCUCUGCUCCUGCCAACCUAUCAGUUUGAAAGCACUAGCUGUUUGAAAGUGCAAGUAGAUAAAUAGGUACCGCUCCGGCGGGAAGGUAAAUGGCGUUUCCAUGCACUGCUCUGGUUCACCAGAAGCGGCUUAGUCAUGCUGGCCACACGACCUGGAAGCUGUACGCCGGCUCCCUCGGCCAAUAAAGCGAGAUGAGCCGCAACCCCAGAGUCAGCCACGACUGGACUUAAUGGUCAGGGGUCCCUUUACUAAGUACAUAUUUACUUGUUUCCUAACAGUAACAUUGAUCCUAUGCAUAUUUCCCCUUAAGAUUAUUCCACUUGAACGAAUGGAGUUUACACAUAAUUAAGUGUGCAUAGGAUUGUCUUGUUACUUUUUAAGUGGCAUUGGCUAGCAUCACAAGUGGUAGCCUUAUGCUAUUAGUGGGGCUUGACCCUUCCAGGCCUACAUGGCUCAUCCUUACCACUAGGUCAUUAGAGACUCAGGAAGUCUGGUACAGCUUGGCACUAACUUUUCUUUGACGAAGUAGGAGAUUCCUGUAGCUGAGGGGCAGAGCAAGGCAGAUGGCUGGAAAGCCAUUAUUUCCACAACUAUAGCAAAAACAGAUUUAAAGCACGGGUCUUCCGUGAUACAGUUCCAAGACCCUGCACUUUCUCGUCUGUAGUUUGGCAAAGCAAAAGAAAUAAAGACUUCUGGAAUAAUUUCAUCCAAUACAGUUUGGGUUUGCUGGAACCACCUCCUUUCUUUCCUUUUACUUGGCAGGAAUCCUGCCAAACGAAAAAGAACUGUGAUACCCUUCAAAGGGUUAUUUCCCCCCGCCACUUCAGCCCACAAGCUAGAUCUGCUUUUCAUCUGCGAUAUGAAAUCGCAUGUGAUUAUUACCAUCUUUCUUUCUUUUUGCUAUAUUAAUUCCCUUAUCCUAUGAGCCAUUGCUGCAAAGCAGCAGCUCAUAUGUUCUGGCAUACGCAUCCCAACCCUGGUGUGGCAGAACAAUUUGUCCCCUCCUGUUGAAGCUCAGGCCAAGCGCUACCACAGCUGCUCCCAAUGCCACUUCUGUGCCGGUGCCCUUGCAUGGCACAGCUAUUCUGCACAAGGAACUUGUGGAAGGUUGGGUGGGGCUUGGCAGAAGGCUUGACGAUACUCCUCCAGAGGCAUCCUGCAGAUUGCUCUUCACUUCCAGAGCCCUAAAACGUGACACAGCCUAGUUUUCUUCUUUAAAUAACAGCAAAAUGAAUAAUAGGAGGACAUCUUUGUCCUACUCACCACAUGCAGGAAACAUUUCUAUCCUGUUAAAAGGCUCUGGGUUGUAAAAACUCUUUUUUGUACUUAAGACUGCGCAGCUGUGCAGCAGCUAACCAAAGGAGUUGUCUGAUAGCAAAUAAGUUUGAUGAGGAAGCACGAUAGUGGCCAGCCACAUUUGGUAACUGGUGCAGGUCUUCUGUUGGCAGGUCUUCACAAGAUGCUGCUCACCAACGAAAUGCAGAUUGCCAACCAUGUGUAGCUGACUUAUUAAAGGGAUCAAUAAAUUUUUUUGAUGUUGUGCCUGUUUGGAACUGCAAAAACAGUGGGACUGGGUUGGGAGGUACCUGGGAGGCCCCAUUACAAGUUUUCCCCUCCAUUCAGUUCUGUGGAGACCUUCUGAUGAUUGAUUAUUGCAUCUCUCUUUGCAAUUCUAAGGGCUGAUUUUUAGGAGAUCUGUCUAUUCCCCAUCCCCAGACUCCUAAGUAUCUUAUAUCCAUCUGAGUAUUUUUUUCCUUACCAGCUGUCCCAGCAUCUUUAUUGCCUUCUGGUCAGCCUGUUUGAAACUUUAUUUAUCUUGGAUUAAAAAAAAAAAUUGAAAUCAAAGGCAUAGUUGUUAUGCUCUUUGUGUCUACUGUUGAUAAACUUACACAGCAAGCUUUCCUGUUGGCUGGAAAGGAAAGCAUCCUUAAUUAAACUCUUCACUGUGAAAUGGGCUGAUCUAGCUGAAACCUCUGGCAAUGUCAUGCCUGACUUCCAGAAGCCCUUUCCUUUGUUUUGGAUACUAACAUCUAUUCCAUACCUGCAGCAAAGUGAGGAAUCCAAAUUGGUUUUAAUUAAUGUGCCUUGUUGUUUUAGUGAAGAUGGACAUGCUUAUUUGGGGUUGUAUCCAACAAAGCUGUCCAGUUCACGCAAGAACAUCUGCUUGUGCAGCAAAACGUCUCCUUCCUCUUCUCUCCUUUCCUCCAUGUGCCCCCCAAAUUGGUUCUGGGGAUUCCCCCGACCUUCUGCAGCUGACUUGUGCUUUCACAAGCAGAAGUCCUUGAAUUAACAGAACAGCCUUAUUGGAUGCAACUUCAUGAAAUUAGGGUUUUAACUCUGCUUAACCAAAUUAAAUAUAUUUUGGACUUCUUAACACGCUGGACAUUGACAGGGCUCCCUUGAGCUAAUACCCAUCUGGUUUUAUGAGGUUGUUAACACCCAUUUUCACAGGUGUUUGCAUUUGUUGUUUUUAUAUGCAAGUUAGGCUGCAUGCACAGUUACCUGAUACUUAGCCCCAUUAGUCUUACUUUUGAGUAGACACGUGCUGGAUUGUGCUGUUAGUUAACAUUCCAUUUCCUUCCUCAACACUCAAUUUAACAGCCAAAUAAAAUACUUUGGAGAAGAAACUCCUGCUGAAGAUAGCCCUUUAGCAUAUACCUCCAUCCAGACAUCUGUUUGCUAUGAUCAGAGGCUUAAGAAUAAACAUAGGAAAGCAAAGGAUUCCUGGACUGGUAGGAGAUUUUUCCAAAUACUUGACACAUUUCAGAUGGAAUAUUGCAGGGACUGCCGCCAGAUUUUUUUUUAAAAAAAGCUUAAUAAGGCUGCCAGUGACUGGCGUUGAAGAUUUCUCUGUUGCUGUCAGUAGUUGCUGGAGUGCAGUUUGUCCUGCUAUUUCAUUAGUGUGCUAGGAGCUGCUGUGCUUCCUGGAAGGAACCGGAGCCUCUUUGGGGUCAGAAGUUGGUAAGCUUAGUUACACCAAGUGUUACAAACACUGAAUUCCAGCUAUCCGUCAGUGUUCCUGGAUAGUCCCUUUUAGUGUGCUGUUUUGCCACAGCAGCUUCCUAUUUAUUUUGGCAAUUUUUAUUUUAUUUUAACUAAACCAGUAGUGUGGAUCUAGAGAUGAUCCAGGAGUCUAGAAUGUAUUUUGCCCCACAGCCAGAAUAUGACUUUUGCCAAGCAAGACUGCUGGCCUUUCCACACAAUUAAACAAAAGUGUCCCCAGCCAUCCUGAUCCAGCUACAGUUUGCAACGUCCCCCAUCUUUAUAUAAAGAUAUGAGGAACUUUGCUUCAGACUACGCUGCUCUUUCUCCGCCUUCUUAAACCUAGUGGGUUGUGUGCUCCAGCACAGGGGAUAGAGAACACCCAACCUUAAAGAUUAAAAAAAACCAAAAAACCUAAAGUUUACAUGAUGGGGGAGGAGGGCCAAUUUGGGUUUUGCCACUUUAAAGUGUCAGGAUGAGCACGCCAGUGUUCAGGUUAGGCAGCUGGAAACACUCAACAGUCCAAUAACUUCAAACAAAUAAAAACCUUAACUAGGAAGAUCACAAAAUGGUACAGACAUGAAUUCAGUUAUUGAGACGUGAGCAUUAUCCAGUAAAUGCCCAGACACUCACACUUGCAUCCAGUUACAAAAAACAAUGCCUGCACAAUCUGGAGAAACUAUCACAUUUUCCCAGAUACAAAACAUUGUAUAUUUAAGUGCUUGUAAAAUACAUUUGCCCUAGAACAGAAGUGCAAUCUUAAGGGAAGAUGGUUUAUUCCCAGGAAAUGUGUAGCAAAUGUUCGCAUAUUGUACAAAAGGUCUGCAAGACCUGAAUUAGUUUUGCCGUCCUCACAAACCCCAGUGUUGGCAGCUGUGGGUACCAGCCUAGGGGUAAGUCACUUGUGUGUGUGAAUUGUGAAGGGCUGGCUGUACACUGGAUGCAUCUCUGUCUUCUAAACCACUAUACAGAUGUGCCCUACAAAAUGAGUCAGUAAAUGCUCUUUGCGUGUGGUAUGAAAUCUUGCUUAGCAUCCUAUGCAGCAGAGAAGGAAGGAGUUUUUCCAUUCCUGAGUGGAUACUGUAGUCAGGUAAAGCAUAUUCAGUCACUCCUCUGUGAGCCUUUCUUUCUCUGUGGGCUUUUCUUUGUCCAGUACCAAGAAGGAAUGGAAGAUUAAACACGAAGCUUCUUUCAAUUAAAUGUGUCCUUAAGGGGUCAUUCAGUAUAUUGUUUCAGAUGUUCCUGUGCUGCUGGUAAAUUCUUACCCGUUUGCUUCUCUUGGCAAAUACUAAAACAACAGCUUUUGGGUGUUGACAAAUUGCUGAUUUGCUUCCAGCUUGAUUUGACCAAAUUCACAACAUGCCUCCAAUAAGGAGAAAGCAUGUUCAACUUUUUUUAUUAUUUUGGGAUCCUGAUGGGCUUCUUUUGAGGCCUUAGGAGUGGAUGUUUUCAUUCAGAAACAGUGAUGUGUUUUACCUUCCUUGCUUUUUUGGGGGGCGGGGCAGGUCUUUUUAUAUUACAGCAGUUCUGUAUUUAGUUUCCUUAACUCUGAGAGGACAUAAACUAAGGGACUACCUACAUAUUAUAUUCUAAUGUGUGCAGCAGUGCCACAAGUAACAAUUUCAUUUUUUGAAGAGGGAACUAUGCAUUGUUCCAUAGCACCCUUCCCCUCCAAUUUUAUCUCUGUAGGUUUCUAAAUGCUUUUACAAACCUGCAUUUUGAACCUCAUGAGAAGAGGAAACUGAUAGACAUAGAUUAAUUAGGGGCUGUUCCACACUUUGGCUUGUGCCAUGCUUAGAAAGCAUGGGUUCAAGGGGUUUCCCCCUUGCCCAUCUCCUUUCCAAGGGAAAUCUAUCUGUUUAGCAAUAGAUCCGAACAAAUGUCAAUCUGGGGAAAACCCAAAUUGCUGUUUGCUCCGAUUGAAUGCUAAAGAGUGAUUUUGCCUGGGGGAAAGCAGUGGGACAAGAGGAAGUGUGGCUAAGCCCUUGGUCAAGCACCCCACAUUCUCUGGUUGCUUCUCUUGCUUGCCUCCUACCCACAUGAUCACUCUACAUUGGGUAAAACAAAGGAAGAUCGAGUUGCUUUUAUAUAAAGCAGGGAGUAGAGAAAAUGAUCUUGGAAAAGAAACUAAUGGAGAGUAAAUACUUAGAAUCAUAGAGAUGGAAGAGACCACAAGGGCCAUUGAGUCCAACCCCCUGCCAAGCAGGAAACACCAUCAGAGCACUCCUGACAUAUGGUUGUCAAGCCUCUGCUUAAAGACCUCCAAAGAAGGAGACUCCACCACACUCCUUGGCAGCAAAUUCCACUGUCGAACAGCUCUUACUGUCAGGAAGUUCUUCCUAAUGUUUAGGUGGAAUCUUCUUUCUUGUAGUUUGGAUCCAUUGCUCCGUGUCCGCUUCUCUGGAGAAGCAGAAAACAACCUUUCUCCCUCCUCUAUGUGACAUCCUUUUAUAUAUUUGAACAUGGCUAUCAUAUCACCCCUUAACCUCCUCUUCUCCAGGCUAAACAUGCCCAGCUCCCUUAGCCGUUCCUCAUAAGGCAUCGUUUCCAGACCUUUGACCAUUUUGGUUGCCUUCUUCUGGACACGUUCCAGUUUGUCAGUGUCCUUCUUGAACUGUGGUGCCCAGAACAGGACACAGUACUCCAGGUGAGGUCUGACCAGAGCAGAAUACAGUGGCACUAUUACUUCCCUUGAUCUAGAUGCUAUACUCCUAUUGAUGCAGCCCAGAAUUGCAUUGGCUUUUUUAGCUGCCGCGUCACACUGUUGGCUCAUGUCAAGUUUGUGGUCAACCAAGACUCCUAGAUCCUUUUCACAUGUACUGCUCUCAAGCCAGGUGUCACCCAUCUUGUAUUUGUGCCUCUCAUUUUUUUACUUAUCUGUUGUAGUCUCUUGCUAUGGAUGUAAUUGAUAUUUUCCCUUGAAGAGGGUUAAUGGAAUGGAAUACUUUUAUUUGCAGCAUGUGUACUGUGUAUAUGUAUAUGUAUAGUAACAUAUAUUAAGUCUUCAAUAACACUUGAUUCCUAAGGUGACUAGUAUUUACAUUAGUAAAUAACACUUAAGAUUUUACUGUGGAAGGGUUCGUGUUUUGGAAGCAACCUUUAUUUCUGGAUGGUUUCAUGUUUAAUCUGUUUUGCAAUAUAAGAGAGAGAUAAGGAGUUUUUUUUGGGGGGGGUGGGUAGUCCUAUGACCUAUGCUAUAUUAUAAACUUAUUAUUUUAAUGAAUUUCUUCUGAGUUUCAUUCCUGGGAAAUCAGUUCCAACUUUUCUUUAAUACAGUGGUGGAAAGCCAGCCUGUGGGCCUAAUUAGGCCCAACAAACUCUCUAAAUUUGGCAUGUGAAGCCAUUUUGGGCAAACCACACAUACCUGUCAGUUACCGGAAGCUGUAUGUCAUGAGGUGUAGAGAUUUGCUAUCUAUGAUCUAACUGUUAUGAUUCGCAAUAAAGGAUCUCUGAUAUGGCGUCAAGCACCACAGUUGUAAGAUGGUAGAUAAGCCUCUGCCUGCCCUAACUGUCACCCUUGCUCAGUGUCUGGGUGAGCUGAUAGGAAAUUUAGUAACAAAUUAAAAUAAAGAGUCAAGAACCUAUGUUUUUGCAUGCAGAAGUGUUUUUCUGCAAAAGUAUUCUGUCUAAUUAUUAAAUAAAAUGAUAUUUGCAUCACUAGCAUAUUUCCAAGUACAGAAGUACCUUUUCUUUGUUAAUCCACUUUCAAUGGUUGAAACAGCAGCUUGCAAUGCCUUCGGAUUCAAACAAGUUACAUCCCUGUCUGUCCUUAAUGGCAGCAUAAUAUUAAUGGCAGCAUGCUCAUGGGAUUUCAUAAUUUGCUUUCAUUAGCCUGGCAGUUUUGUUUCUCUUAGGUUCUGGAUUGACUCAAAUUAUUCUAUGGUGAAUGUUGAUGCUGAAACUGUAUCACAACUAUAAAGUUUUCAGGAUCUAGAAUCUAGACUGCCCUAUUCUUACCUCUCUUCAAGAGCUCUUUCAUAGUCCUGCAGUUUGACCUCAGAUGUUUGCAUUAGAUCACUUGUAUACACACCAGUAAUUUCACGUUUGAUGUUUCCACUCUUGUAGCUCAAUAUUAUGUACAACGUGAAAAAUCCACAUACCAGUAGGCGGCGGAGAUCUGCACAAAGUCAGGAAGCCUUUGACUUGGAUGUUGUCGUAAAGGAUGACAAAAAAGAUAUAAAUCACUUAACGCUGAACGUUUGCACCAGGUAAGUAUAUAUGUGAAACUACCACUCCUCCCCUUUUAUUUACAGAAUUCUAAUAAUAUUUGGGCAGGGCAUUUUUUUUAAAAACACAUACAUUAAUAGCUCAAGGGAGCAAAGAUUGCAUGUAUAUAAAGCAAAAAUAUCAGGAAUAGCAGAUUUGAACAGAUGAUCAUUUUAACAGAACAGUUCUGAGUAAACAUGCUUUGUAUCAGGUCUCAAGUCUUCACAAAGCCAGUAAAAUUUGUUUCCUUUUUUACAUAGCAAUUCAUUAGUUUGCUUUCCUUCCAUUGAGGUCUGUGCAUUUAAACUAGCUGAUUUUAAAUGGUUGCUCAUCCGUUUUGCUUUGGUUCCACAAGGGCAUCCCCAGCAAUCUUCAUGGAGUCUCCCUACUUAGGUUGCUAGCCAGCAUGCCAAGUCAUUUUUCAGGAUACUCCAUUCCACCCUCCACUCCCCCACGUUUUCUGCUUUUCUUUUUCAACUGAUCUUUAACAUCCUGUGGUUACUGAUCCUAUUCAGAUUUCAUCGACCUCUUUGUGGUUUUAUUCUUUGCCCCCCUUUAGUUUUUUUUUAAUUAAAAAAAAACAUAUUUAUUGUACUUAUUUAAACCUUGGGGUUCCUCCUAGCAUUCUGAUGCAUUCCUCUUGGACUUUAUUUUUCUACAAUAGUUCUGUAGAAAACAAUUAUACCUUGAUGGCAAUGACCAGAGCUCUCUUCCUAUUUGCAGUUACAACACAGAUAUAAUUACAUCCAGUUCCAAUUCAGUUAUUUGUUUUCAAUAGCAGCUACUUUGGCCUGGCGACUCAUCCCACAGAUGGUUUUGUUUCCUUUUAAUCUCACGAGCCAGCCUCAGCCAGCAGUUGUACUGAAUUUCUUUCAAAGCCAUAUCUGUAUUUAAUCAUCCCUGCUGCCAGGCCUGAGAGCAUUGCUUUGAAAAGUGAGUCUUCCUUUCUUGCAAAUUGUCCCCAUAUAAAAAGAAAUACAGUUUUAUUAAAUUACUUUUAACUACUGUCAGGCAUUCAAAAUACAGAUUGGAGACACACUCUUUUUCCAAGAGAACAGUGGUGGUUUACUGUCUCUGCCAAGCAAAAUCCUUCUGCCACCUAUUUGAAGAACUCCCCUCAUGAAAAGGUACUUAAGUGUUACCUCAUAUAAAAUAAAAAGCAUGUUUUCAUAGCCUAGCUGAGAGUUGGCAUUUUUAUGUGACUUGCAGGCAUCUACUAUAUUGUAUCCCAGAGGCUCCAUUACAUAAAUUAGUUAUAUAGGCUGCAAUCCUAUAUCUACAUACCUGGAAAUAAGCUCCAUUGAACUCAGUCAAAUGACUUAUGACAUGUAGUGAAUUGUGUUGUUAUUUAAAUUCCAUACAUUAUUUUAGGUGCUACAGACCAUCAACUAGUUAAGUGUUCUGCAGAUUUACCUAUGCUUGAAUAACAGGUUAAUCAACUAGAAACUUAAUACCACAAAAUGUUGGAAAGCAUCCAGACAAUCAGCAAGCUCUUUAUUUUCCCAUCACAUUUGUGGUGAAUGAAGUGGAACUCAGGUGACAGAAGGGGUCCAUCGGUCAGUAGACUCUGCAGCUACUGCUUGCUUAGACGAGCUAGAUUAGUUUGGUUUUGCAGCAGUCAGUUUUCCUAUAACUUUAUUCUGCUUGAUUCUAACUGCCAAGUGGACACAAUCCAUCAAAAGGUUGUGACUAGGCCCAUUGAAUGCAAAGGAAUGGGACUUACUAACUUUGCCAUGUUUUAUUUUAGUGGGAGUUUGUUGUAUUUUGCUGCACUGCUGUCAGUUCUUGCUGGAAAAAACUGAUUCCCUUCUUGUUCACUCCCAGGGUGUUCUUGUCUCCACAUCAUAUCUUUUACUGGCCUAUGUGCUUCUUAAAACCAUCUUCUUGCCAUUUCCACCUCUCCUCAUUUACAUCCCCGCUUCUUAGGGUGAUUCCAAGGAGCAGCAGACAGCAAAGGAAAUAGUUAUUUCCAAGUUGUGGCUGGGGAGCUAUCUGGAUCAAAUUAAUUAACUGACGAAUGCAUGUCCUUAAUAAUAUUUUCCAAACUGAGAAAGAUGAAUUUUACAUACAAGUGCUUAGCAAUUUUCUUUGUAAAUUAUUGCCAUGCUGUGUUUCCUAAUCGGCACCCCUGGAUUUUAAUUAAGGAUUAGGAUAAUUAGAACAACCAAAAGUGAAAUGCAUUUUUAAAACUUUCCAGUUAGAUUACAUUGGGGAUUUAAUGCCCAAUUCUUGGUCAUAAUUUUGUUGGUUCACCUACCAGAUAAUUGGGGGCUAGUUCACACACUUGUAUGAACUGAAUUCCUCUAUUUAGAUGGUGGAGAUGUGCAAAUAUUUGCUAUACACUGUUGCUACAUUUAUUUUGUGAGUGUGUAUUCAUCCAUUCAUUCUAUGUAAUGGUCGCUAUUCAAACACAAAAUAAUGUCCCAAAGCCACUUAGAGCAUAAAAGAAAUUUAAACCCCAUAUAAAAUAACAAUAAAACACAAUACCUAUACAUAUCCAUCUAAGAACGUUUAUAAAAGAACAAAUCCUACCCACCUCCUUAAAAGAAGAAGGCAGGCUAAAAGUAGAACUCACUGCCCUCCCAAUUAAGAGUCACAGGCAUGGAUAAACAGGAGUGUUUUAGCUUGGUGCCUAAAAGCCAACAAUGAUGGUACCAGGGAGACUUUCCUGGGGAAAGCAUUCCAUAAGUAGGGAGCCACCACUGAGAAGGCUCGUCGCCACCUUCUGCAUCUUCCUUUGAGGAAGCACACAGAAGGGCCUCUUCUGACAAGCAGUGUCUGAGUAGGUUGGGGAGAGGUGGUGCUUGAGAUAUUGGUGUCCUGAAGUCAAAACAAGCACUUUGACUCAAGCCUGAAAGCUAAGAUAGCUAAUGCAAUUGUGCCAGAAUUGGUUUCAGAGGCUCAGAUCAGCAAUCUUGCUGCUGAAUUUUGCAUUAUCUGCAGUUUAAAGGCAGCCUCAUAUAUAACACAUUGUAAUAAUUUGAUCCAGAGCUUUGUCAACAGGGGUUAGGCUAUCCUGGUGCCCCAAGGCCACUUGUGCCCCAAGCCACAGUAAUGGUUCCAGAAAUAUCCCCACGUUGCUUUUUCAGAGAGAGUAUAACCCCAUUCAGAAUAAUGUGUGUGUACAUGUCAUCAACAUAAUCCUUCUCUUUAAAAGGGUGGAAAGACAUUCAAAUCACAUGCAGGUUCUGUCCCAUUGUAGAUAGAUUAUACUUGUAGACAUUGUUGGGGUGCAUGAAAAGUCACAUUCCUCCAUGGGUUCAUACACCAUCCAUGCAAAUGGAGCUGCCUAUUCAGUUAAGUAUAUGAAGUGACCCAUACUUUUACAUGGAGUAUUUACAAUAGAAUGUUUGAGUAAGUUUAUUUCUAUGUAAACUAUUCUGUUCCCUUUUUUGUUUGUUAGGUAUUUGGGUGUUGGCUCAUCUUCAAGGAGUGGCAUGGCCCUCAUAGAGGUUGGAUUACUGAGCGGCUUCUCUCUGUCACCCAGUUUCGUGUCAUUAGAUGAUCCAGUUAAGAAAGUGGAGAAGGCGGAAGGCAAAGUCCAUUUAUAUUUGGACUCCGUAAGUCAAAAUACUGGAUGACUGUUUAAUUAAUUAAUUUUUUUUUACUACCCCCGCCUUUUAAAUUCAGAUAUCACAUUUUUACGAAGUUUAAACAAAAAAAUAAAUUUAACUUUCUGGAACUGAAAAACAGGGCAAUAUUCUCACAGGGCAUGCACUACUUUCUCCACAGUAGGGUUUUGGUUAAAGCUGUAUACUUGGAAUACUAUUUUGUUUUAAAUACAUGUUUGUUGUAUAUGUCCUUUUAGUGUUCAGUGAAGCACCAGUAUUAAGCACAUGAAAUAUGGAAUCAUACGGUGUUCCUAGUGUGCACUCUUUGCACAAGGUGUGGAAGGAGCAGCAAUUAAUGGGGUUGUGUGUCUCUGCCCCCAAAUAUGGGACCUUUUUUCCUGGACUAGCACUAAUGUUUGUAUAUGAGUUCAUAUAUGAGUCUGCUCCAGCAGUCUAAUCUGCCCACUCCUACUGGCAGUUGAAAGAUCCACACUGCCAGGAUGUGUUCAGCUAUACGUGUUGGUUACUGCAAAGUGUUCUGUGUACAAAGAGGAACGCAUUGCACAUUGGGGCAAAAGAACACCUAAUUUCACAUUUACGUUAAUGUGGAUUGAUCUGGAGGUGACUGGUCAGGAAAGAGAUCUAGGCGUCAUGGUGGAUAGUUUGAUAAAAAUGUUGACCUAGUGUGUGGCUGCUUUGAAAAAAAAUGAAUUUCAUGUUAGACGGAUCAUUAGGAAAGGGGCUGGAAAUAAAACUAUAUAUUUUUACUCUUGGAAUUCUGAGUUCAGUUCUGGUUGCUACAUCUUAAAAAGAGUAUUGUAGGGUUGCGGGGCGGGACGGGGGGGUCAGAAAAGUGUAACCAAAAUUAUAAUGAAGCGGGAACAAUUCUGCUAUGAGGAAAGGCUUUUGAGUUCAGAUAUGUAAGAUGGGACAUGAUAGUUGUAUAUACAAUUAUGUGUGUUUUGGAUAAAGUGAAUAGAGAGAAAUGCCUCCCCCACUUCUCAUAAUACUAGAACCUGGGGUCUUCCAAUGAAGCUGAAUGGACAGGCAAGCAGGAAGUGCUUCUAUGCAAACCACAUCUGUAGCCACUGAGGGAACAGGAUGCUGCACUAGAGGAGUCUUCAUUCUGAUCCAGCAGAACCAGUUAAUGUUGCUAUAUUUUAGUAACAAGAAGUUAGGACGUUAAUUCAUCUGGUCAGCUACAUGCCUUUACCCUAGGAGUAUAGAAAAAGUCUUUGAAAGUUUACUUUCUUUUUACUUUUUAGUUAAAUGAAACACAGGUUUGUGUAGACAUUCCAGCUGUGAGAGACUUCAAAGUGGCAAAUACCCAGGAUGCCUCUGUGACUGUGGUGGAUUAUUAUGAACCCAGUAAGUGCCAAUUGUUUUUGACAUAUCUCAUAUUCAGUGCUGAAAUAAGCAGUUGUAGUUAGUUAAAGUGAAGAACUGAUUCCUUUAAGCUAGGAAAGAACCAUAUUAAAUGGAAAAGACCCUACUAUCAAAUACCGGGGGGGGGGGGGGAGGGGGAGGGGGGAAUGAACAAACAAAUUCUUCCAGAAUGUAGUUUGGUGAAUUUCUUACAGGAUAAACACUGUGAGGUGAGGUGGGCGGGAACAAUUGCUCUUGGAUCCUUAGUUAAAUUAUCUUUUAGGAAUUUAAGGGAAGAAAGUUUCCUGUCCCCUCCUACCCCAGCACCUGCUGAAAAUCUUAUUGGGAGGGCCCUCCAAAACAGUGGGGCAUGGGUUGCUGCUGAGAAAAGGAUGAUAAACUUCAUUUCCAUGAACCUCCUUAAGUUAACUUACAUUUACAUCAAGACCAAAUUUGGGCAAUUCCCCCAGGACCACUGUUGUUCGGAAAGUCCUAACCCCACAGAGAAACACUUUGGACAUUUGGAGGGACACACAUGGUUGGGAUGGGGUAGGAAACCUUCCUUCUGUGAACUUCUUUAAGUUAACUUACCUUAGGAUGCACGCCAGUGUUUUGCUUCUGCUUAGUUCUGUAGCCUGAAUUAAUGCCAUAGCAAAAUAUUUUGAACUUCAUUGCAGAACACACAUCCUUUGGGGCCCCUUGGCUUUCUCAAGACAAAGUCAAAUGGAUUCACUUCACAUUGUGGAUUUCAGUGUCUGAUUUCUAUGGAAGUUGUGUAGCUUUUCAGACAUUCUCUUCAGCUUUAUGCAAAUAUAUCUCACCAAAAUGUCUUAAGUAUGAUUUGUAGUGAAUGGUACUCCUCCAAUCUCGCACAACAGGGAGAAGAGCAGUGAGAAGCUACAACUCCGAAGUGAUGCAGAGUUUGUCACCAUGCACCUUCUGUGAAAAGGAUGAAUGUGAUCUUUGUUCAGCGGGUGGCUCUUCAUUAAUUUACCUCUCUUGUGAACUGUUAAUAGUACAUGUAAGCCUGUUGUAUAGUUGGCUGCUCUAAUGUGGGCAUCUUACCCAUGUUGCACUUCUAAGAGUAUUAUUGAUCUCGCCAUCCUACACAAGGGAAAUCAGGAUGGGGAAGUUCCUCACUUCCACUCAUUGGAGGCAGAGACCUGAUAGGAAAAGGGGAUGAGUUCUAAUUUGGAGAACUGAGAUUGGGCCCUGUGACAGCUAUCAGUUUAUUUUAUUUUAUUUUUAAAAACACACUGAUAGGUCUAGAACUCUUGCAGGAACUUGCCAUCUCCAAAUGAUUAUCAGGAAGAGCCAGACUUCUCCCCAGAGAGUCUGUCUGAAAUGAUUAUUCCAGGUCAGAGCCAAAUGUUCUCCUGCACCCAUUAAAGUUCAGGGAUUAACUGCACAUUCCUAUCAAUGUAAACUUAGAAAUAAUUCCCAUUGAGUUCAAUGGGGGUUACUUCUAGGUAAGUUUGUAUAGUAUUGCAGUCCAAACUUCUGUAUCCAGAGACAGAAGGAUCAAAUAUAAGUGCUAAAUUUCUGGAUGUGGCUCAGUAACAUUAAGAACUUAAAACAUGUAAACGUUAAUGUUCAUUUUCUAAAUAAAUAUUUAAAUGAGAUCAGAUUUAUUUGGAGGAAAAAAAAUUAGGAGUAUAUAGUUCUUUAUUUGUACAUUAAAAAUAAGAUGUGUUUUUUUUUAAAAAAAAGUUUUAGAAAAUAUAUAAUUAUCUAAAGCCUUACAUUCCUUUUAGUUCAGCUUUUGCCAACCUGGUGCCCUCUAGAUGUUGUGGAUUACAAUUCCCAUCAGAUCCAGAAGGCACAGGCAUGCUGGCUAGGAGUAGUAGGAGUUGUGGUCCAAAACAUUUGGAAAGCACUGGAUUGACAAAAACCAGUUUAGAUUAUGACACAUUUUAUUCUAACAUUUAAUUUGCAAGUAUUGCUGACUUUAAUGGCACAGCAUCAAGUCCUAGCUACAGAUGCAAGAGCCCUAUUCUCUUUAGCACCUUUUAAAGAGUUGUGUAGAAGGGAGAAUUUCCAGCAGAUAUGGGGCACAACAAGCUAGGCUUGCCGAAAUCCCCUCUUCUACAUAAUACUGAAUAAUGGCACAAACAAAGCAAACUGAGGUGGUUUCCAAACAGCUGGCCGUUGCGUACACUCACGCAGUCACAAAAUGAAAAAUGCUAAAUUUUAUUCAAGACAACUUGUACCAGAAAAAAAGUAUCUGGUUAUUGCUAUUAUUAUUAUUAUUAAAUGCAAGUGUGUUAAAAGCAGGCAUCUUAAAGUUGAAGGCAUCUGUUUUUCUCAGGCACCUCUGUCUGAAAUGUGAUGUUGAGUUUACAGUAGAAAAUAAAUUACUUGCUCUAUUUCUUGCUGGGCAAUAAAACAGGAGCUGAAUUGGCUGCCUCCAAACUUAAGACAGCAUGAAGCAUCAGCUUACCCACACAGUGCCAUGGGGAAGAGGCAUUAGGAACUGUUGAAUUGCAUGGCAGGCUCUUCUGGCCCAUAGGAAUUUGAAUACCUCAGUGGUAGUAAUACUACCAUAGUUUUUAAAGCAACAGUAACAGAACCCCCUGCUGUGGCUGGUCAGAGAAAAACGCCUUGCAAAGCAAGAGAAGAUCCUCAGAAAGGAAGGAAACAUGGUAUAGGCUAAGAUGGAGCCUAGAGUAGGCCUUUUUUCACUCAAGGUCAGGGUGGACAAGAAAAGCCAGAUGAGAGGUUAAAAGUAGCAGUAUUCUUCAUAAUCUGGCUCUUAUCUAAAUUGCAAUCAUUGCAAUUUGCAAAAAGGUAUAGGACAAACUACAACUAGUACAUAGUCCUAGAUGAAUAUCACCAAUAUUCACAAUUUUGCAAAAAUUCAAAUUUUUGCCCAGUUUCCAUAGUGAAAUUAAGUUUGAAAUUUGAAUUUACAUUUUGAAUGUUAAAUCUUACCUCAACACUUAAGUGCUCUAGUCUUGUUGGCAUAUACUGGUUGUUUUGACUUUGGCAGCCAUCAACUAUGAAAGCUGAUAAGUUGUAAACUAUAUAAUACUCAAUACCAUUGCAUGUCGUUUAUAAAAUGUCAAAUAUAUUGUACACCAACUAUCAAAAAUUGUUAGAUAGCAUUUGCCAACAAAAUAACUAGCAUUCAAAUUAUAUUUUGUGACAAAUAAUCCUGUGCAUAUUUACAUGGAAGCAAGUGUCAUUGAGUUCAUGGGGGCAUGUUUCCAGGUAAAUGCAUAGGGCUGCAGCCUUAAAAACCUUUUUAUUUGAGCGAGACAGGUAAGCGCAUGUUUUAUGAAGUGUAAGUCUUUGCUCAUUUGAAAGGGAGAGCUUUAAACAGAUGCUUAACUUUGGCUGAUUGCUAAUUGUUAAUGCUGCCGUUUCGCCUUCAUUUAGAUAACUAAUUCUUAUUCCCUACGCAUGUAUGUUUUGUCCAAACUUUGCAAUGUCUUGAUUAUAUAUUUUUCUACUAUGCAAUGAUGUAUACAUUUUAAGAUUCUUAGUUUGCAGUAUCACUGCAGUUUUCUUUACUGGGAUUUCUAAAAUAUUUUACUGACUUUUCAAGUGAAAAUGCAAAACAACCAUAUGGUGUUAAAUUUCUGGCUGGGCCAUCUUAUAUAGCCUACCUGUCCUUUCCACUGAAUCUAGAAGUCAUUGCAAUUACUUCAUUAAAUGGCAACAUUUUUCUGUUUUGGAUUAGAUGGUUCUCAAUUUACUAAUGGACAGUAGUGGGUGAGGUUUCAAUAAUCCAGCAAAAGCAAUGUUUGUAUUGAAGCAAGGUCACAGAUUUGGGGACAGUUUGUCAAUCUGGCAAAGGCAAUGUAUGCAUGGGAACAAGCUUCUGUGUUUCAUCUUUUGCUACUGUGAGCCCAGCAUUCAGAACUGUGUGUGCGGAUUUUGGAUUCAGAAUUUGGUUCUGCCAAAUAGCCAGGCAGUACUAUCACUGUGUUGAAAAGAAAAAUUAUAUAAAGUUUUCGAAUACAAGGCUACUAUAUUUGUUGAUCACGGGAAAAUCUUUGUAGUAAAAAUCACGGAAUAGCACACUGUACAUGGAAGCUAGAUUUUAAAUAACUGAAGAACUGAGAAUCACUCUCCUUGGUCGCAGAAGCUUUAGCAAACUGCCCAUAGCUUUAGGUCACUCUUAAAGUUAUAAACCCACUUUGUCAUAAAAGCCUGAUGCAAACAUUCAUGGAAAACCAACUAUUGUUUCAAGCAAACCACUUAAGAAAAAAGUUAUGCUCUUGAGGAACAGUCCAGCAUCACCUUUCCAAUGCAAUUUUCAAGACAGUUUAUAACACAGAUUAAAAUAAGAAAUACUCAGAAUAAAAUUGCAAGAUAAAAUACUGGCAAGAGAUCAGAAGACAGUAGAUGGAAAUCAAGAAGUUUAAAAUGACAACAGUUUGGCAGACCAGUUCUUGCAAAAUGGCAAACAUUUUUGGUGGCGCAAGGCCAUUGUGCAGGUCUCCUUCAGAACCAAGUUCCACAGCCCUCAGUGUGGCUACAGGACAACUCACUUCUGCAUCCCAGCUAAGCACUCUUCAUAUGGAAAGAAAGUAGAGUCUCUCCAGUAGAUCUUAAUGAGUGAGCAGGUUCACAUGGGAGGAGACAAUCCUUUAGAUAUCCCGAUCCUAGGUGGAUUAGGGUCUUAAAUCCUAUCUGCUGCUUCACCUGCUACUCAUAUUAGUUGCUCAAAACAGAGUAAGUAACGUGAGAUAUAUGCAAGUGAAUUCUUUGAACUGAACAAGAGACUACAGGCCCAAUUUGCAUCUAAGCACAGAAUAUAAUGAGCAUCCGUCUGGACUAUUGCAGAAAAGCUGUAUCAUGUGGAUGUAUAAAAUAUGUUUAAAAUAAUAUGGAUGCAUAUUAUUGAUGGGGGGGAAUGCACACCAUUGCUGUAAACACAAAAUAUUUUGGUUAUCACUGAUUUCUUUCAAGUGAAAAUUGUGGACAGUUUACAUCAAAUUAAAACAUUAAUUUUUUGC